GGCUUCUGUGACAACGGGCGGGGUUAGGAAGGUAUUUCUGAUGGACACGCCCAUACAAGGCGGGGCUUGGCGCCGGCUCGGGAAAUGAUGUCCACGGGAUGCGAGACCCUGUGAGUCAACCCAAAAAAGGCAAGAGCUCAGCGGCUGGGAGGAGGGGGCACGACUGGAGGUAAGCGAGAGCGGGAGAUAGGAGCGGACAGCUUCCUCUCCCUCUACAGCCUAACUUUCUGUCUGGGACCAUGAUACUGGGCAUGGGAUGGGAAACCGAUACUGGGCAUGGGGGUGGCACAGAGACCCUGCUACAGGGCAUGGGGGGGCACAGAGACACUGAUACUGGGCAGCAUGGGGGCACAGAGAAACUGAUACUGGGCAUAGGGGGGGCACAGAGAAACUGAUACUGGGCAUAGGGGGGGCACAGAGAAACUGAUACUGGGCAUAGGGGGGCCACAGAGAAACUGAUACUGGGCAUAGGGGGGCACAGAGAAACUGAUACUGGGCAUAGGGGGGCACAGAGAAACUGAUACUGGGCAGCAUGGGGGCACAGAGAAACUGAUACUGGGCAUAGGGGGGCACAGAUAAACUGAUACUGGGCAGCAUGGGGGCACAGAUAAACUGAUACUGGGCAGCAUGGGGACACAGAGAAACUGAUACUGGGCAUGGGGGGCACAGAGAACUGAUACUGGGCAUGGGGGGGGCACAGAGAAACUGAUACUGGGCAGCAUGGGGGCACAGAUAAACUGAUACUAGGCAUGGAGAUUGGGGCACAGAGAUACUGGUACUGGGCAUGGGAUGGGGGGUUGACAGGAUCAUUACCUAAUAUCCCUGAGCUGGACAUCUGCAGCCCUCCCUGAUCCUAGACAAAAAAAAACCAUUAAGAGAAGCCGAAUUGCUUAAUCGAGAGAGAGAGAGAGUGUACACACACUGAGCCAUUAUAAAGUAACACCUCCUUUCAAACCAGUUACUCAUUUAGAAAUGGAAAAACAUCUGUCAAGGUUGGUAUCGCUCUAGCCCUAAACCAUUGAGAGAGAGAUAAUACUUAGUAGUUUAUAUCCAAAUUCAUGUCACACCCCAGGCUUGCCAUCUAAUACAAUUUAUUUACAUUUCUAAAUUGUAGGGGUAAAGUUCAAAAUCAAACUAAUUAAAAAAACAAAACAAACCCCCCCCCCCCCUAAUUUCUAUAUCUAUACCUAUCUUUAUAAUAACUCUCAAAAAAGAUAAAAUAUCACUCAGUCCUAGAAACGCUGGCAGUCACUUUGUCAGAACGCUGAUAGCUAUAUAAAUUUAGAAAGGAAUGAUCACAUAAUGUAAGUUAUAGGUAAUUUCCAAUGUUUUAUUCAGGAGUGUAAAUUCCAGAAAAGUAACACUUCCCCUUUAAACAGCAGGUGGGUAAUCUGCUUAAUUGAAGGGGUCCAGCAUGUCCUUAAAAGAAAUCCUGGAAUACUGCUCACAUACACUGUGCCGAACAAGUUUUUACAGCUGUGUUCCGAGUAUGUUUUUGGUACUGGAAACGAUAAGUCUGUAUAUCAUCUAAGAAAGCAGAAACAUAUCAGAGAUUCCAGCUUUUAGACCCUAGGGAAAUUGGGGGGAAACUAAAAAUAUUUAUUCUCAAAAACUAUAAAUCUGUUGAAAUUUCCCAGCUCUGCUAUGUUCAAGCUUAGCUUUUUCAGUCUCACAUUUGCUAUUCGGAAUAAAUGGGCGCUAUAUAAAUGCCAAUAAUAAUAAUAAUUAACUGGAAGUUUAAUGAAUAACUGUAACGGAGAAGAACUAAUACUACAAGUAAACCAGUGGACAAAUUUAAUUAUUUUCAGAUAUUAAUCAGAAAUGGACAUAUUUAAAAUCUGGUGAUGAAAUGGGACAUUUAUGGGUAACUGUGAAAGAAACUAGCUCUUAUUUUAAAUGCAAAAAGAGGUACCUGCCAUUAAAGUUUGCAUCUUAUAGUGUUUUUUGGGUCUCCCUCCAGUUUCACCAUAAUAGAACCUUUCCUGUAGUUUCUGCACAGCAGGAGAUUAUGUGAUGAAUUGUUUUUACCCAUGAGCAGUUUUAUGCAUCACUUGAUGAGUGGAACUGAUCAGCAAACUGAUUCAGAUUUAUCACUGCAUAGUAAAGGGCUGUGUUAACCCCUUAAGGACCAAACAUCUGGAAUAAAAGGGAAUCAUGACGUCACACAUGCCAUGUGUCCUUAAGGGUUUAAAGGGACACUAUAAGCAUCGAAACGAAGUAGUUUUGGUGUAUAGAUCAUGCCCAUGCAGUCUCUGCUCAAUUAUCAUUACUAUUUACUUGUGUCAAAUCUGUGGCUUGCUAUAGAGAAAGAUUGGAAUGGAACAUGCGCAGAACGGAACAUGCGCAGCAAUUAGCACAUUCCUCCACUCUGAACUACAGUUCAAAGCAAGUUAGGCAGCAAACACCACCAGCUGUCUGUUUGACAUCCAGGAGAUCUUACUAUGGGGAUUUCUAAAAGUUCCAAUUUCUCUUGAAAUUGGCACUUUUAUAAGAUAAGCCAGAAAGUAAACCAAGCUUGAGUUUUAUUUGAAAUUCAUGGUUUGGGGGAAAAACUGCAAUCAAGCACUCAUAGCACCAUAAACACUGCAAUAGUCCAUGGUGACUAUGGUGCAUAGACUGCCCCUUUAAGAUCAAAUAGUUUAAAUGAGCAAUUUCAAAAUUAAGUUAUAUUUGUGUGCUUUUGCUAUUUCGACAGAUAAAACAGGCACACAUAGCUACUGCUAAAUUCUUUUUUCCCCUAAAUAACAUUUUUAUUUACUGAAGCCAAUUUUCAGUGGCACAAAAAUGCUCCAAAACCAUGAUCGAAAAUGUAAAUAUAAUCAAAUUUAUAUAUUUGGUUUUCUUCAGAAGGCCCCUCCCUGAUAAUAAUUAAAUUUUAGAUAAAAGCCUGUAGGGAUUUACGUGGAUAUAUCAUUAUAUCGUGGCUGAACUAGGGAGGGAGAAGAGUGCAGUUUAUUUUAAUAUUGGAAACACCCUGAGCACAGGCCAUCAAUGUAGUGGAAUGAAAAAGUAGGGUAUUUGUCAUUCACUGGCCCUUGGUGUAUAGAUUUUCUAGUUGGUAGGAUUAGUUAAGUAACACUCCGAUUGUCAGCACCCCUGACUAGCCCAUUAAGGAAAAACUUUUUGAGUCAUGUGGUGUGAUUAUUUCUACAGUAAGAAAAUAAUUGACCUGUUUAGAAUUAUAUUCACUCUAACUUACCAAUACUGUAGUUGGACUAACAGAGGUAAAGGGUUCUGUAGGUAAUGUUGUAUAUCUGAUAUCUGGCUAGAAACUAAAUACAUAUAUGAACGGAGUGCAAUGUGCAGAAAGAGAUCCUCAGCAUAUUUUUUAAAGGAACACUAAAGUCACCAGAACAACUACAGCUUAUUGAAUUUGUUCUGGUGAUUAGAAUCAUUACCUUCAGGCUUUUUGCUGUAAACACUGUCUUUUCAGAGCAAAUGCCGUGUUUACAUUACAGCCUAGUGAUAACUUUACGGGCCACUCCUCAUAUGGCUACAAGAGGUGCUGCCUAGUGUGCAGUAAUGCCAUUAAGUGUAUCCUCCCUCUGCAUGCAGACACUUAACUUUCCUCAUAGAGAGACACUGAUUCAAUUAAUUUCUAUGAGGAGAAGCUGAUUGGCCAGGGCUGUGUUCGAAUCAUGCUGGCUCUGCCCCUGAUCUGCCUCUUUGUCAGUCUCAGCCAAUCCUAUGGGGAAGCAUUGUGAUUUGCUCGGACCACCACUUCUGAUGAUAUCAGUAGACAGCAGGCAGGUCAGAGGCAGUUCAGGGGCAGAGGCAGAAACUGCAGACUUGAGUACAAGUAAAAUUUUACUGUAUUUAGGGAAAUAAGGGGGGGCAGAUGGUGGUUUUAACAAAUAGUGUCAGGAAUACAGGUUUGUGUUCCUGACCCUAUAGUGUUCCUUUAUCGCAUUAUAUAAAUCAGGGCUCGGCAGGUCACCAUGUCGACUUGGAAGUUUGGCCUGGCACCUGGGAUUGUGGGCCCUCUCAGCCCCCGAGGUGACUGGCUGCCUGAGAUCGAAGGCAGGCUUGCAGGCAGCUCAUGGGGAAUGUGGAGGUGAUGACAGAACUGUAAUCUUCCUUCUCUGCGCCCUCGUGCGCCCCGCAGUGAUGUCAGGAACUAGAAUAUAACGUCAUUCUGGCCCCAGCAUACUACACAGAGCACAAGGGCUGAGCAGAAUAACCAGUUUGGGAAAAACAGCUGAUUUGGAGAAUUUGUUUUUGCUUUUUUUAAUGUAACAGUACCAUAGGCUACUACCACCUAUUAUUAUUAUUAUUCCCUGUGUAUUUGGUUACCAAAAGCGUUUAACAUACUGAUUCAGUGCAGGUGGGGUAGGUUGACCACAAUGGAUAGUUGACUCGGAGUGCGCUCUGUAAAAAAGGGGAUUCUAAAGGUGACCGUGCAACACAAAAACACACUGCAUUUUCUUUGAAUCUGGUGUUUAGUUUCUCUAUAACGGGGGGAAAAGGUAACUAGGUCAGAUUGAAAAGAUAUUAGCCCUAAAUCGGAAUCAGGAACUGUAGGGAGUUAAGAUAUAAUCUCCUUACAUGGCACACCACUUUUAUAAUUUUAGUAUCCCAUUUAUCUGUUCAAGGUUUAAUUUUAAUUUUAAUCUUAUUGAAUUAGUUUAUUGAAAUACAACUGACAAUCCCUAGAUACAUGAUUUAUAUAGCCUGCACUACAUGUCUUGUUGGCUAACUGUUGUAUUAAUUACCGGACCAGGUACUGGACCAGAGAAAGCACGGAUAUAUUUAUAUCUGUAGACCUUAACACAACUUUUGCAAUUGUUGCCAGACUGGCAAAGCUUUCCUGGGUAAAUAUUACUUCAUCGCAUUUUCAGCCAGCAAGAUAAAUAUGCUGACCUGUAGCAUGCAGCAUCAUAUAUGAACACGAUUCACUAAUUAAAGUAAUUCCCAAAGGCACUGCCUUAAUUAAGUAGUAAUAUUUUUCUGCUGUAUAAGAAUUCUACAUAAUAAAAUGCAGCUCUUUUCAUGUACUGCCAAUCACCCUGAAAGAGUUUUUAAUCCCUUAAGGACCAAACUUCUGGAAUAAAAGGGAAUCCUGACAUGUCACACAUGUCAUGUGUCCUUAAGGGGUUCAUGUGUACAGAAAAUCCAUGUUAGAUUUGACAGGCCUAGCUUUUAGCCCACUUGAGUUCUUCUCUGGCCGGCUGUAUGAGUAGGCCAGACCGGUGCUAGGCGUAGCAGGAUGUCACAAAAAGCAGUCCAGUGCUAUUGACACAUGUGUAUAAUAUGGUUUUCCUGUCCUACAUGACUUUCAACACUCUACGUAGUUAAAACUGCAUCUUAGCCAUUUGCAUUAAGAAAUACAAAUGUUGGGACAUUAAUUACAUUAUGAAACAGACUGCAAAGUGUUUGGCUUUGUCAGUUCUCUUUCUUAACCGCAACACUGCCGAGUUCCAUUUUUUAGUAGCAGAAAUAAAAAAUAAUCAUAUAUAAAUAAAAUGUACAUCAUGUAUGACAAUCAUGUGUAAAAUGUAUAUUAAAGGGGCUCUCCAAACUCUGUGCCCAUUACAUCCUAUUGUGGUUACGUUUCAGUGCUUAUUAGAGGUCCAAUUGUUUGUAUGGAAAACAAGCAAUGGACUGCACUAUCUCACUACUGUGGUUACCCUCUAUAUUUUCAGAUUUUUUUUUGUGAUGACUUGAGCACACUUCUCGUGCUUUUGCUGUUAAAUGCAGACCUUUUAGCACCUGUUGUAGAGGAGGAUUUUUGGUGAGGCUAAAUUACCAUUAAAGUUGAAAACAAUGGCGGGAUCUCUUACUGAGAAUUAAUACCGCCACAGGUCUUCAAUUAAAGAGGCCCUGUCACUUUUUGUCAUGAUUUGCAAAGUCCUCAGAUGCUGGGUGGCCUGUCGGUGCAGUGAAGGGGAGAUGUACUUACCGGAUGCUAUCCCACGCAGGUGCCGUCAUCUUUUUUUCUUCAGUUCCUGGUGCUUCAUCCGCGUGUGAGAUGUCUAUGGAGGAUUCAGCGAGACCGCGGGAGUCUCUAUGGAUGUUGUCUCGCAAUGAGUGAGACAAUGCCUUUUCCCACAGCUGUCACUGUAAUGGCUGGGGAAAUGACAAAUCUUAACAGUGGUAGCUCCACUUUUUGUCAAGUUUUCUUAAACAAAGGAAAUCUAUACAAGACAAAGUAGUCCCUAUUUCAGUUAAAUUCCAAAACUGUCUUUAUGAGUAUUUAUGAACUCCUUUAAUGUUAAAUUGCUUUGUUCCACAAUAGCCACAACAGCAAGGUUAAUGAUGGAGUGCAGUAAUGAAAAUGCCUAGCAUAUUUUGUUCCUGGGACAUUUCUUACGAUUAUGACAAAACAAUUCCGCUAUUUUGGCGUUAAAUUUUUAAUUUACUUUGAAUUCCUGACCAUUUACAUUUUGCUACAUAACUCUGUACAUUUCAAGUUUUUUGUAAACCGUUUUCAAACACCGUAGAGACUACACCCAUAACCUCCCAGUUCAUGAACACCACAACAAGCUGUUGUGGUUAUGGUGCUUGGAGUACCACUUUAAUAUUGCUGGAAUUGAGCAGAUUCAUUCCUAAAAACAUUUAUAUCAGAAUAAUUAAUAAAACUUUUAGUGCAGUUUUUAGUCCUGUUUUAAAUAAAGCCCAAAAUGUGUUAUGAUAACACGACUUCCUUAAAUAGCGUGCGUGAAAUGAUAAUGGUUAUGUGUACACUGUUUCUGCAACAUUUUGUUCUUGCAAAAGAGAAGCUUUAGGGCAAAUAAAUGUAUGUUCUCCUUUAGUGCUUUAAAUCAGCUGUCUGUUCACUCACCCACAAACCACUUUACAUUGUUUCUCAUAUGUUUGCAAUUCGAGCUCAUUAUUAUUAAACUUAUUACUCAAUAAAGAACCAAACAUUCUAUUGUUACCACAAUAGAUUGGGAAAGAUAAACUUAUACAGCUUUUAUAUGAUUUUCUGAAAGGUGUGAUACACACAGACACACACAUACACUGAUUAGCAACUACACUAAAUCCAGGUAAAGUGAAUAACAUGGAUUAUAUCGUUACAAUGGCACCUGUCAAUGGGCGGGAUAUAAAAGGCAGCAAGUGAACUGUCAGUUCUUGCAUUUCAUGUGUUGGAAGCAGGAAACAUGGGCAAGCAAAAAGAUCUGAGUGACAUUGAAGAGGGCGAAAUAGUGAUGGCUAGACGACUGAAGGUAUACCAAAGCUUGUUGGUUUGGUAUACUACAUAUAUCGAUAUUAAUAUGAUUGUGUUAGUUCUGACUUUUUGUAGGUCUUCCUGGAUUUUAGAUAUUGAGGUUCCCCCUUGCAUCUCUGUGGGGCAGAGAUGGCCAACAAGUAGCCCCCCUCUGGCUGUUUUUAUAGACUUAUUACCCCUUUGGAGAUUUGCUAAUACAUCUCUUUUUUACACAAACCAGAAUAUCCGAAAUAAACUAUCUUGGGUAACAACUGGAGAUUCGAUUACAAACUAUGCUCAUACAACGUGUAGGCCAGCCCUUACUUCUAAGUAGCAGGUUUUUGGCUAUAACAAUGUUUAUUUUGCCCCGUCUCUGAAAUUAAACCAGUCUGUGGAAUACUUUCACCGUUGUAACAGGACCUAUAGAGUUAAAGGGAUACUAUAGUGACUGGAAUAAAAAGCUGUAUUCUUGGCACUAUCGCUCACGCUGCCCCCUUUUAAAAUGAACGAUUAAAAACCAUUUAUUUACUUACCCUAUCCCAGCACUGGGUAGAUGCUCCGCCCCCUUCGACGUCUCACAACAAAUUAAUGCUUUCCUAUGAGGAAAAGUCUGAUGCUGAUUGUCCUCAUGCAGAUGGUGUGUACGUCCAGCAUCAGAUACCGGACCAAAGGUCCAUUUCUAUCCAGGAAGUGCCUCCAUUGGCCUGGUAGCCAGCGACUGGAAGCAGACUUAGUGCUGCAAUGUAAACAUGGCAGAUUCUCUGGAACGGCAGUUUUCAACAAUGCAGCACUAAGUGCAAUAGGGACACUGUACACAGACCACUUCAAUGAGCUGAAGUGGUCUUGGUGCCUUUUGUGUUCAUUUAAAGCUGUACUCCUAUUGCAUCCUGUGAGUCUGUUUGAUCAUCCACAUGUAAUAUUGCCAUAUGCACAAUAAGAUGCUAUUGACACACUUUGUACAAAAACAUUUCUGAUUCCAUAAGUUGUCACUGGCAGGAUUUCUGGUAAAGGCUGUAAGACUAUGGUGCAAUGUGUUGGUGAAUGCUCUGCAAAUUGCUGCAGUGUCCCUACAGUACUUUGUAUCUUGCAGAUCUUUUAAAUGAUAAAAAUCUUAUCUUCAUGAAAAAAACUAAAAGCGACAAUACCACUUGUUGGGUUAGGACAGAAUGGAACCUGUCGAAAUCUGAUAAUGUGCAGUUGUGGUAGACUUGUGUAGCUAUCACCAUAUUUUGUAACUAAAUCCCUAUUAUUUUCCCUAAAACCUGGAACUUCAUACACUUGAUAAACUUUAACGCUGGCUUUGAAUGUAGUGUGUGGUUUUUUGCAUCUCAAAAGGAAAGCGUUUUAUGUAAGACAUUAUAGAAAGUAUUCAUCUCCCACAAAAUCUAAAACGCAACCCACUUCAGAGGGCAACAUCAAUACACAAGGAAGAUGGAAGAUGACGCAUUGAAAUGAAUAGAUUGGUUAUAUAAAAUGUUAAUCAGUUUUACAGCACCACAUUUGCCCUGAAACUCAAACCAUUUUUUAAAGUGCAGCUGUUAUGCAAAAAUUACUGUGGCAAAUUGAAAGGUUUAUUACAUACAUUGUGUCAUGUUCAGUUGCUUACAAAUGCAUAGGUGAAAGAUUAUUUUGAACGUAAUCUUCAACAUUUAUCUUUUUGCUUCUAAAGUAAUGUGUAAAUGUGAACGCAAAAAAUCUGUACCUGGAGUGAGCUUAGUGCUUCUGGUACAGAAAAGGAUCUCGCAAUCUGUUUUGAGGAUGCAUAUAUAUAUAUGAGCGGUUUCCAGUGUGUCUUUAGUGCUGCAGGUAAAUGAGUGGAUUAUAAAGUGUGGUUUGGACUGCAUGUAUGUGGGGUGAUGCCACAGUGCUUUUAGGACUGCAUGUACUAGAGGGGAUCCAAGAACAUGUUUAGGACUGCAUGUAUAUGAGGAAACAUAGAAUGUGACGGCAGAUAAGAACAAUUCGACCCAUCUAGUCUGCCCAAUUUUCUAAAUACUUUCAUUAGUCCCUGGUCUUAUCUUAUAACUAGGAUAGCCUUAUAGUAAAAAACAAAGGGAAAAAAAGUUACCUGCGCCCUCUCCUUAAUCCCUAUGUAUAUUUAAACAAAUGGAGGUCAUUUAGUUGCUCCAAUGGCCACUGGAGGGAAUGCCUGCCUGCCAACGUCAAGGCAGACCCCCCUAGACGGGUCCUACUCUGACCCUUUACCUUGCUUCCUUGAGCUUCUUGGCCAAAAUCUCUAAUGACACAGAAAGGGGUAUUUUAUAUAUACCCCUAUAUACUUGUUAGCCCUUGAUAGGGAACACAUGGGAUGGGCGGCAGCAUUGUAACCUAGCUGUGUGAUACAAAAAGUGAAUACAAAAAGAGAAGUCCUGCUCUCACUCCCAUCACUCCUGGGCGGCAGCAAUGACCACCAAAAUGGUAAAUGUACAGAAUAUCAGCAAGUUAUCGGCCUGAAAGUUCACAGAUUAUCGGUAUCGGCUCUACAAAAACAAUAUUGGUCGACCCCUAAUACACAAUCACAGACCCAAACACAUACAGACAUGAUUACUGGCAUACACACACCUUUAGUGAUUAAGAGGACCACCCAGGCUCCCUAAAUUGCUCUGGUGGCCAGUGGGUGCUGUUGUGAUGGGAUCACUGUGAUCUUCCUGCACAGGUGCCUUGCGAACCAGUAGUGGUGGUGCCAGAAUACCGUCGCCUGCUGGCUCAAUGCAGGGCGCGUGAGAGAGGGAGCUGUGCAGAAAUAGCACAAAAGGUAAUGGGCUUCCUGAAUCCCUAGCCGGACUGCAACUGGGCCGCAUUAGUAGCUGUUCAGGGCCGUGGGUUUGACACACUUGUCUAGCUAGAAGAUAAAUCUCUCACAACUUGCAAACCCGACUAUUAAAGGAACACUAUAGCAUUAGGAAUGAAAACAUGUAUUCCAAACCCUAACUAUUUUGGUGUCGGCCCCCUCCCCCUGUGGUUUAAAAGGUGAAUUUGAAUUAUCUUUACCUUUAUGGAUACAACUAAAAAGCCACUGCACCUAAACUGCUUUAUUGAGAUGAAGUGGUCUGGGUUCUUUUAACCAGCGAAUGUGAGUUUACUGGCCAGUUGGAUCUGUUUACACUAAUAGUGGUUAUGCCGGCUGCUACUAGGUGGAAGCAAUUUGGUAUUUUCUUUUCAUUUUCAAGUUUUUUUUUGUUUUUUUUUUAUACAUCUACAUCAACAAUUCUUUUCUGCUUGUAAAAUCAGAAUGUUCUGCAAGACUUAUAAACAGCCAAAACUGGAUUUACAUCUGAAAAUACACUGAAAUAACCCUUGUUGGAAAUGAAUUCUUCAGACUAAAAUAGCAGAGAUGAUGAAAUUGUUGCUCCGUUCAGCUAUUUUUGACUAAAACUUGCUGCUACCUAAUUCAUUUUUCCCAAUUGCCAUUUUAUUGAGUAUAAAUAUAGGGUCCAACAUCAAGACUAUGAGCUUGUUUAAGCAGGGUCCUAAUCUACCUCUUGUUCCGCUAUCAUAUUGGAACUGUCUCAUUUAUUGUUAAAUCUCCCCCCAUUCAGAAUAUUGUAAUGUGCUGCGGAAUAAGUUGGCGCUAUAUAAAUACCAAUAAUAAUAACCAAGUUACUUUAUGCGAUAGUUCACCUUAAAGGGAAUUUGUUGGGAAUUCGAAAAUCUUGACUAUGAUUUCCUAAUUGGAAAAAUUAUAUAUUCCAUUGUAUUUUGGCCUAAGACCUGAAAUCCCUAUAAAUUCAUGCUGGGAAGGACCCAUUGGACCUGAAAGCUCAAAUGCUUUGAGGUCCAACGGGUCAUUCGCAGCAUGAAUUGCCAAAUGCUUAUAAAAUGUGAACCAAUAUUUGGUAUUUACUUAAUAAAGAAACCUCUUGAGUUUGCAUGCUGGGUAAAUAUGCACUUGCCAAAUGCACACAAGUUCAGUGACGUAGUGGUCCAGAAUGGUAAAACGGUAGAAUUUCUGCAUAGGGCUGAAACAAUAAGAAAUACCUACCAGAAUUUGCAGAGAGUGCCAUCAAUUUUUAUCCUACUUGAUUUUUGAUAUUGGUGUGACGAAUACGGAAAUAUACCAGAUUCUAAUAAGAGAUGUGGUUGAUUCCAUAAGUUUAUGCUAAAGCACAUUGGGACUUAUUAUUUUAUUACUACUAAUUAAAUAGCAUAAUUUUUUUUUUAAAUAUAUAUUUUUUUCCGAUAAACCCAUAGCUCAGAUAGAAUCGAUAAGAUGCAUAUUAAUGUGCAGUUUUGAAGAUGUCCUUUAAAAAAAGUUUGUUGGCAAAGUUUUAUGAGAGUUGUAGUCCUAGAAGAGCUGGUAGGCGUAAAUUCUGGCAACCGAUGUCUUAUUGCAAAUGAUUAAUACAGCAUUCCAGCUGUUUGCUCACAGGCAAAGGCUUUUUUGCAUUACUAGCCUCUGACAGUUGCUUAAAUAUUAACAAAUCAGAUGUUCUAAUCAGCUUUGCAAAAUGAGUUAAAGACCCAGAGCGUUAUUAAUUCAAACCGCCUGUGACGUAACAGGAUGCUGUGGUGCAGAACUACAGCCUUGUGCUUGACUUUCCAUAGAUAAAACUUAGCGGCUGCCAUCAAGUGAUCUGUAGUGCUUGUCAUUAUUGUAACUGACUUUCAGGGUUUUGGGGGAUGGAGGGCAUGUCAAAACACUUUGUUAGCUGGGUAAGGAUUAUAGCUGUAUCCUGUUACUGGUCACUUCAAAGAAUUAUAUUUUAAGUUAACUUGUUUUAUUUGCAGGGGCACAAAAUACUCCCUUGCGUUUGAAAUACUUUGUAGUCUAUAUCAGUGUGUGUUUUCAGAUAGUAAGUACCACAGUGGUUUGAAAUACUGAAUACAAUUUUAUAUGCAGUUGUGUGCAAAAGGACUUUUAGGUUUCUAAGAAAAAUAUGUUUUAUAUAUUGUAUAUGUAUAUUAAAACAAAUCAUCCCAUUGUACAGCGCUACAGAAUCUGAUGGCGCUAUAUAAAAAAUUAAUAAGAAUUAAAAAAAACUAAACAUGAAAGUAAAAAGGUAAACCCAUAGAUGCCUUAAUACAAUGAAAUAUACCAAAAACAUAUUGAGGGGGAUUCUGUAAACAGUGAAUUGAUCUGAAAUGUAAACAGUGAAUUGCAAAAUUUAAGCCAAGGUAGCGGCACUAUACAUUGUACAAUUAAGCUGCUUGUCCAACUUUGUCCUUGUGUUCUCUCUAAAUUUCUCAGGUUGUUUUUCAGUUUAGUGAAUAAACAGCCUUAUGUUCUGUCUCCUUUAGAAUGUUGCGCAUGUGCAGUCAGAUAAUUGGGCCUCUAACAGUCAAUUGUGUUGAACUGAAAAGCAAACUGUGAUAUACUGAGAGCAAUAGUUAAAGGAUUACUUUAACCCACUAGAGCUGGGGGACAGUUUGGUCACUAUCAACAUCGUCAUCCUGCUUCUGUCGCUCUCAAACCUGUAAAAAAAAAAGUUUAUUUCCCUGGAAUCCAGCGCCGGAGAAGCCCACGAUUGAACUAGUUGUGGGCUCAGAACACGUAGGGAGGCAGGUUUUUAAAAAAACAAAACACAAAACGGAACAAAGUUCUGGGCUGCCAAUGUAACAUGUGCUCAGGAUGCAACUUGUCUCAGCACACAAAUGGUAAUUACUCUGGAAUAAUUACUCAAAUAGAAACACCGCACAUAGAGACUCUUACCACCAUGAGUUCUUAAAAAAGCAGAAGUGGUCAUGGUGGUUGGAGUAAUCCUUUAAAGAUCUUCUUGUGCUUCUUGUAUUGAAUUGUUCAUCCACAUGUUAUGUCCAUGGGAUAAAUCUCAUAUACGUAACACCUUCUCCUACAAAAAAGUAACUACACAAAUGAAUCUACUUCUGUAGAAGAAAUACAAAAUUCUCAAUAGUUGCAGUUAUCGAAUUUCUGUUAAGAUGAUGCACUCUGCAUGCAAUUCUUCAAUCUGUUUCUUGAAUUUGUGAUACAUAUAUGGUGUGAGUUUUUACCACCAAAUAUUACAUAAUCCUUCUUGCUUAAACAGCUUUACAUAUUGUAUUGCCAUCAUUUUGUGUCUAUCUUUUUGUGGUAAAAACCAGAAGAAGAUUAUGUAACCCCCUCCCACCCCCACACACUUUAUUUGAUUUAUUAAUGCACUAUUUAUAUUGUUACUAAUGUUAGGUGGCUGGCUUUAGGAGAACAAAUUGUGAAAAAUGGUCGUUGAUGCCUUUCGCAAACAAAAUAAAAUAUGACAAUGUAGAUGCAUAUUACGUGUUUCUAACUGUUGUAAGUGUUCUUUGCCAUUCAGGGGGGGUAUUUGUAUAUUCGGGGGGCCCAUGGCCAAAUUUCUGUAUCAGUCCGGCUUUGCCUUUAUCCAAUAUGCGUAGAGGAGUCAAUAGUGUGAACUUGUGGGCGUCUGGUUGCCCAACCAGUUAUUUUCCCCAUGUCUUGUACUGUUGGCAUAUGUGGGGCUAAUGAGGGGUUUAAAACGUCACUUGAUUAUCUCAAAUUUUCCUCACUUAUAAACAGCAGGUUAAAGAGUAACAUACCCCUACACCCAGUGUACAGUUUGAAGUUAGUUAGGGAUAGGGCGGCAUUUGACCUCUUUCCGCCCUACUGUGCCCGCAAUAGUCCUUUUCCAUCAGUUAUGCCAAAUCGGUGUCCGGGUUGGAACCUCCAGCAGGACUUGUGCUGAUGCUUUAUAUUUUGGAGGAAUGCGUAAUCCCCGUGUGAACCUCUAGAUAUGUGUUUCUUCUGUGAACUUGUCUUUAAAUGAAAUAUAUUGCGAUAACGUAAAGUGACACUGACACCCCUCCCCCUCAACACCCCUGCAACACUCAUAUUGACUGUGUUGGGAUCCAACCCCGUCAAAAGACAUAAACCGAGACAAAUUAGGGUCUAAAGAUUUUCUAUGCCGAUGCCCCAGUAUUAACAAUGUAUCAGGAAGAUGUAACUUUCUAAAUGAUCUAUUUAUACUUAAUUAUUCACUUACUUUGAAGACUCCAACACCUGGUCAAAUCCCCAGUGCUGGUGUUUCAAUUCCUGAAAUCAGUAAAAUAGAAGAAAUAAAGUAUGUACGCCGCAUCAUUAAUGCAGCAGGUGGAUGCAUUAAGACAUAAAGAAAAGCAUUCCUAGCUGUGCCUGUUUAAAAAGAAUAGUACAGACGGGUCAUAAAUCCACCAGAGUACAAUGUAAAGAUAAACUUUCCAAGAGAAAAGACAGUCACUCAGAUGGCCGCUAGAGCUGCUUGCUUGGUCAGUGCUGCACAAUGUUCAGCGUCUCCAGGCUUUGCAUGAAGGUUCUGAACUUUCCCCAUAAAGUAUUGAGUCAAUGCAUCUUUAUAAAGAGAUGCUGAUUGGCGCAGCUCGGCAUUUUUCUGCGCAUGCGCGAUAACCUCCCAGUGCUUUCCUAUGGGAAAGCAUUGUAUUGGCUGUGAUCUCAGCCAAGGGGGUGGAGCCAGCACUGGUGGACCCACACUGUGCUGGAAAAAGGUAUGUUUUAAGGAGGGCUGCGCUUUAAUCAAACAACUUUUUUUUUUUUUUUUUUUCUCUUUAAAAAACAACUUUCUCACCCUCGUUUUCACAUUUAAAUAAUUUAAAUGGACUUAAAUGGAUAACAUCACUCCCAUACUCUUGAAUCCUAAUUUUGAAAAGUGAUUUUAAAAAUUGUCUCUGAUUGGCCAAUUACACUUUUGGCGCAAUUUUCAAAUUAACAUAGCCCUAUUUAAACAACCCCUGCCAGGUUACUACUUUUAUCCCAUUCUGAAGAAGCCACUUAUGGUGAAACGCGUUUAUGGUUAUUAAUUCUGUAUUUUACUGUGUAUUUUAGAUCAAUAAAAGUUUUUUGGCUACUUUAUUGUACCAAUCCUCUUUUUAUUGUACUCUUUAUGCACUUUAAACAACUUUUGUUUACCUAUUCCUGGCAUUUUAACCUUUCCUGGUUACUUUUACUUCCACUGGCAAUUUUAAAGUUUCAGUACUCCAAGAAAUCCUAGGUGGGGAUCAUACCACCAGCGCCUAUCCAUAGAGCAGUACCUCUGCUCUAUCUUUGUGAGUAUUAUUUUAUUUUCUCUACUACUCUCUUAACCUAUCACAAUUGAGAGCACUAUUGCUGCUUUUUAUUCUUCUAUAUUGGAGCCUUGGAUCACCAGACGGUGCUGACGGACGUAUCGCCGCUACAUAUCCUAUAAGCGGGGAUUAUACCGCUGUACGCUAUCCACACCAGAGCUGGCCAUAGCUCCCUCAAAUGUGAGUUUUUUACCUCUUCUUAUCUGCACAUUGAACCACAUCAAAAUUGAGAGCACUAUUGUUGCUUUCUGUCUUUCUUUUCCGAGUUCUGGACUACCAGACGGUGUUGACGGAGACCCCCUCCCUACAUAUCCCAUAAGCGGGGAUUAUACCGCUGUACGCAAUCCACACCAGAGCUGGCCAUAGCUCUCUUGAAUGUGAGUUCUUUACUUUUUGUUACCUAUCACACCCUGAUCUUUCAUACUAUACCAUUAGUCGCCUCUACCUCUCUUGUAUUUACAUAUACGGAACGGUCUACACUAGACGCAUCCACAGAGGAACUCUAUCAAGUAUCCUAGACCAUCUAUUGGCACCCUAGCAAUACUUUACUGGACUAUCUACCCUUAUUUGGCGCAGCCCUUCCAUAUCUUUUUGUAUCUAUCCACCGAAGGACCCGAGGGGUUUUCCUUCAUUUGGGUUGCUGCCUACCUUGACUAAUUUUGUGAUUACUAGCGCUGAAUUCUUUUUGUGUUUAUGUUUUAAGGAGGGCCCAAGCACCUUACUUUUUUUUUAUUCAUUUUUUUAUUUUUUAACACUAGACGUCAGUAAUACAUGUUCUUGACCCUAUGAUGUGCUUUAAAAAAAUCUUUGCAUUGGCUAGAAGUGAGGAUGGAUAAAAAUCCUAAAAUCCUAGAGUGAUCCUGAACAAGUUUCAAAUCUAUAUAGAUACUUUUAUCAACAUGGAUAAAACAUGGAUAAACAGCGAUUUCCCACUAUUAACAUGACAGUAGUGUGGUCAAAAUAAUAACAUAGUGUUUUUUUUCAACAGUCUUUAAAGUAAGCACAACAUUUUUCUUUACUGUCUCUCUCACUAUUUUAAGGUUUCCUCUGGCCGUCCCUUCAAGCUUACUAGAAAACGUAUGCUUACAUAAACACGAUUACUUUGAUCCAGACGUGGGAAGUAUUUGCACAAGGUGCUGAAUCCAGCAUUGGCACACCACACCUACAUUUAUUCUGGUAGACAAGGAAGGUGCACAGUGUGGGGACAUGGCAGGACUUUUCCCACGCUAUUUGCUUGAGCGAUCUAAAUUAACCCCUCCAUCCCCUGAACAGAACCAUGUGACUGGAACAUUCUAAAAUGAAUGUAUUAAUAGGUUACAUAUUCUGGUAACAUUUCCUAAAAUAUGAAUGAAUCUUAAAGUGGCAUAAACAGUAAAACCUAUUGUAAAGGUUAUGGUGCUAGCAGGCUGUGAACGGAGUCCAUUUGGUUUUGUCAAACAGUUUUUUCCCCCCUUUUUCCAAGCAGUAUGAUGAAAACCAGAGUAUGUUCCAGCACCACUGGAAGGGUUAAUGGCGGUUUGGCAGUCCUAAAAGACAUGCAGCUAUUCAGAACUUCAUAAGUGUCAUAUGAUGUUCCAAUCUAAGGGGUUGGGCUUCGGGUGCUGGAAAAAAAAAUCCUCCAGUUUUUGUAAAACCACUUAAGAACUAUUUGGAAAAAAACAAAAGGGACAGCCCCUGCAAAGUAACCAGUCCUUAAAUGACCACUAUAGGCACCCAGACCACUUUAGCUUAAUGAAGUGGUCUGGGUACCAGGUCCAUCUAGGGUUAACCCUUUUUGCUGUAAGCAUAGCAGUUUCACAGAAACUGCUAUGUUUACCUAUGGGUUAAUCCAGCCUCUAGUGGCUGUCUCAUUGACAGCCGCUAGAGGCGCUUCCGCGCUUCUCACUGUGAUUUUCACAGUGAGAAGAUGCCAGCGUCCAUAGGAAAGCAUUGAGAAUGCUUUCCUAUGGACUGGCUGAAUGCGCGCGCGGCUCUCGCCACGCAUGUGCAUUCAGCCGAUGACGGAAGAAGAGGGAGGAGAGUCCCAGCGCCGAGGGAGCCCGGCGCUGGAGAAAGGUAAGGAAUAAACCCCCUUCCUCCCCCUUCAGCGCAGCGGGAGUGGGACCCUGAGGGUGGGAGAACCCUCAGGGCACUCUAGUGCCAGGAAAACGAGUUUGAUUUCCUGGCACUAUAGUGGUCCUUUAACCGUAGUAGUCAUAGUGCCUAGAGCAUUUCUAUAAAUGGUUACUCCAAGCACCAUGACUGCUCCACUGUUUUCAGUAUGAAAUAUUUUCUAACUCCACCUUCAGCGACUUUCAUUAACCAGCAAGACUUCUAGGCUGGCUAAUGUAAAUUCUUUUAGGAGGCUCAUUCACUUGUGAGAGUGCUCUGUUCCAGUUUGGAUAGUUUUGCUUGAAUUUUGUUAAUUUAUUUUGAAUUCCUGACAUUUCACUCUUGUGUGAAUACCAUGUUCAUUUGCUUGCCAGUUGGCCAGAGCGCUCAGUUUAAAAAAAAAAAAAGUGUAAAGCUUUAUAUCAUUCUAUUUGCUCUGACCAAUAACUUUUAAGGCAGGUGAUUACAUUUAUGUUCUGAUUAUUUAAAAUCGGAGCAAAUCAUGAUUUCAUUCCUUUUUAUUUCUAAUUUCUGUGUAAUUUACAUUUUGAGCACCUUUUUAAUUUCUCCUCCAACCUGUGGUCAUGAAUUCAGUGAAUGAAUGCAGUGAGUCAGAAAGCAUGCUCUGAGCACAUAUUCUGACGUUUUCAUGCAUUUCCCCGACUCACAAGUAAAGAAAGAGGCGAGAUAAACUCAAUAAACGGGCAUUAGUAGGACUGAUCUUAGCUGAUGCUUGUUCGGGUCUGAUUAAGACAUCCAUUCAUUCUUAGUCCCAAGUCUCUUGUAAUACAACAUCUCCAGUUACAUCAUUUGUAACGGAGCCCCUUGAAUUCAUCAUUUGGAGCUAAAUCUUCAGUACAGUGUGGAAAUGUUUGUGUAGUGGGUGGAAGUUUAACCCCUUAAGGACCAAACUUCUGGCAUAAAAGGGAAUCAUGACAUGUCACACAUGUCAUGUGUCCUCAAGGGGUUAAAGGAACCCUGUAGUGUUAGGAAUACAAAGCUGUAUUCCUAACACUACAGUGUCCCUCUGCCUCCUCCCCCACCGUGGUAAUUAAGGGCAUUUACCCGAUUCCAGCACCAAGGUCCAUUGACCUUGGUUCUGUCUCCACUGACGUCAUCACAAUGAGGUGUCUUUGUCACUUAGCAACAUCCGUUCAAUAGAGUUACAUUCAGAAACUCUGUAUAGUAUUCUGGAUAUGAUUUACAUUUACAUUUCUAGACUCGAUUAAUUUGAACCCUUUGCUUUUUAUAGGAAAAUAGAAGACGUGUGUAAUAGAUCUCUACAGAUCAGGCCAAAGAAUCAUUUACUUUCUCACAACGUCACUGUGUAUAUAGUUUAGGUUUAGUUUAGAGGGUUUCUAAAAAUAUGAACUAAAUUUUAACUAAAAAGAUACUUGUGUUUGAUGCAGAAACACAGGCUUUGCAGAAUCCGUAGUUAACUCUACAGAUAAUUGAGUUAUGACUCAAUUUUCAUUUUCUCUAUAGCACUGCUGAGAUUAUUCCACAACGAAUGCUAUUCAGUGAAGUGAGAAUUCAAGACGGAUUCAAAUUGAAUUUCAAAGGCCAAACUUUUUAUGUCCAAACGAGCUGAAUGGAAAACUUGGAUAAUUUUUCCAUUUUGGCUAUUGUAACCUUUUAAAUUUGAAAUUCACUUAGAAUUUUUUCUCUUUGGUUAAUAACCCUGUAUAUGGUCACAUAAUGGCUUAUUGUGGGUCAUAUUCAACUGCCCGCUUUCUAAUGUACAAAAAUAACAGGUGAAUCACAGUUACAAGACAAAAAAAACUAGUAGUAAUUUUAGAAAACUCUGCAGACUGGAAUGUGUGUGCAUGUAUGAUUUUAUUUGGGGCACUUAGGGAGAAGCAAUUUCAUGUUUUGUCAUUCAGAAUGCAUUCCACAGAGGGAAUGAAUUGCAUUGCUAAGCCUGUGAAAGGAGAAUCAUUUGACCAGUCAUCAAACCACAUGACAACCAGCUGAGGAGAAUUAGAUGGACUUUGUAGCAAGAAAGAAUUACUUCUGUGCAUUUUCAUUUUCUGCGAUUUCCUGCAAACUCCUAAAUCAGAUGCUUUAUUUGUGAUGUAUCAUUUGCACAUCUCCUACUAGGAACAGAGAAGAUCCCAUUUCUGCAAAGGACAUGUCCUGUGAAUACUGACUUGCCUACGGUUUUAUGUACUGAAGCCAAGGACCCCAGGAACAGUAUCCUCCUUUGUGUACCCAGGUACGAUUUGCUUAUCCCGGUUAGACUAACAUUUGUGUGUAGAUUGCUUUAUGCUUAUGUGGACAUUUUCUCCUGUUUGUUCUCUAAACACCGAAUUGUACCGCAUUGAAAAUCAAAUGUAAAAAUUCAGGUUAAAGUGGCCGAGGUGGGACUAGAAGUAGGAAUUUUCUAAGUCGGCUAUUUUGCCCAAAAUUAUGCAAUUUGGUUUUCAAAUAUAUAUUUACAUCUGAAAUUAGAAGAAUAAACGGACUGAAAAAUAGCAUUCAUUUGAAAAUACGUUUCUAUUAAUUAGGACUACCAGAUGUGAAUGUUUUUGCAAAGUCAUACAUUAUACCUUUUAAUACUUGUCAUUUUACUUUGUAAUUAUGAGCUUUAUAAUAUAAAUAGUAUUUUUACUAUGAUUCAGUAUAUUAGGUGCCAACUUAAACUUAAAACUUAACUUAAAAUCUGGGUUUUUGGGGGGUUUUUUUUGUGGGACAUUAGAAUCUAUAGGGGAAAAAGUGGCUUUUCUUUACAGUAGUUUAUUCACAAUGUGUGAAUUGCUGGGAAUGCAAAGUAAAGUUAAAGUGUUAGUCUAGACUAGCCAAGUUGAGGGUAAAAAAACUUAACUAUAUUUUCUAGCCAUUCCUACCCAUGAUCUAGAUUCUUCGAAAUUUAAAACACCAGAUGCAGCGUGGGCGUCCGAUGAGACCCAGAUAAGAAUCGAACUGUACUAAUAUGUUCCAUUAUACUGGGACAGUGUCUAGCACAAUAACCACUACAUCAGUCUGAAGUGGAUAUGGUGCUUGUCAUGUUCCCUUUAAGGGAACAUGUCUAAGGGCCAGAACAACCCAUGCUCUUUGGAGCACCCCUCUCGAUUCCCUCUUUUGCUUAUAAUUGACAGUUGUCAAAACUCCCUGUAGCUUUCAGGUGUCCACUCACCCAAAUACAUCACCGAGAGAAACUGUGCCCAUACCCAUACAAGUCUUUAUCUCAUCGGAUAGGCUUUCUCUUAGUAUGUUUGACAGAUGCUGUUCUGCCGUUUUGCGUCCACGUGACCUGAACUUUAGCUUAAUUUAUGAAAAAAACAUCAGUGGGGUAGUGUAUGCGAAGGCUUGCCCAGAGCACCUGCCUUAUAAAGACUUCUCAUAGAGCUGCAUAGGGAGUCUGUGAUUGGACAGCCACAGACUGUCUAGGCGGAGAUAAAGGGGUGGGCUUGCAAAGGCUGCGGACAAGAGAACUAUUCUUGGAUAUAAUCCAAUGUAAAAAUGCAUAAUUGAAUGCAUGCAUGUUUUCAUUUGAGGCUUUUCUUUUUUUUUGUAUUUGGGCAGUAGAGUGUCCCUCUAAUAAGGAAUUAUUUUCUGGCAUGACUGGGUGUGGAUUAUUAGGCAGGCAGGUUAAUGGUGCAGCAUUCUGCAAAACAUUUACAGCAUGCAAACAAAUACAGCAUAAUAAUGAGGCCAUAACAUAUCCAAUAAAUUAGUGAUGUUGGUGCUCUAUUGUCUCUUAAAAAUAAAUACACAAUAAAAAACAAGGUAAAUUUGACUUUUAAAGUUAAUAAUGCUACUGAGAAGUGUCAGUAGCAGACAGACCCAUCCCUGAUCAGAACGAUGCUCCUCAAUUAGUAGCCUCUUAUUCUGGUCCAUAGGCAGUGGUGGGAUUCACCGCUGCUUCUCACCAGUUCGUGUGAACCUAUUACUAAAAUGUAACAAGUUUGCCGAACCAGUGAUUAACCUAGCCGACAGAGGACCGAGGGCCAACAACAGGAGGGGGCCCGGCGGCUUGCCCUGUAUGCGGCCGGUUGCAGGGCCCCUCCGUGUGGUCUGCAGAGCUGCAGACCAUGGAGCAGAGAUCUCACUAUCCGGUGGAGCUGCAGACAGGGAGGCUCUGGCGGACUGUCUACCUACCCCACUGGAUCACCAGGGAGGAGGAGAAGACCACUGGACCACCAGGGAGGUGGAGACCACUGGUCCACCAGGGAAUGGAUAACACAUUAAAAAAAAAAAAAAAAGGUAUUUAACUAAGCCACAGCCUCCCCACAUGAUACCCCCCCACCAUUCCCUCACACUACCUGCUUCCAGCUGUGUCACCAUAUCCCCCAUUGUCACCACUUCCAACACAGUCACCAUCCCCCCAUUGUCACCACCAUCACAUAAAUGUUUUAUUUUUUAUUUUUUUUCACGGGUUCUGUGAAUAUAUCUAACUUCCAACUGAUAUAAAUAUUACCUGUUGCUAGAAUUAACAACCUGGGCAUAGUAUGCCUAUACACGAAUACAUCACAAUAUACUCUGCUCAAGUGUUUGCCACUGUCACCAUUCCCUCCCUGUCACCAUCCCCCAUUGUCCACACCUCAAACACAGUCACCACCCCCCCAGUCACCACCCCCCAUUGUCCACACCUCAAACACAGUCACCAUCCCCCCCCAUUGUCACCACCACCACCACUGUCAGCACUUCCCCCUCACUGUCACCACUUCCCACACUUUCACCACCUCCCACAAACACUGUCACCAUCCGCCCUACUAUCACCCACACACUGGCCCCCUGCCACACUAUCACCAUUUACUCACUGUCACCCUCGCACACACACUGUCACCAUCCCCUCACAUUAUAACUCCCCACACUGUCACCAUACCUUCACACUGCCACCAUUCACACACACUACCAUCCCCUCAUGCUACCAUCACCCUCACUGUCAUCCCUCCCACUGUCACCACCUCCCACACUGUCACCAUCACCCCACACUCACCACCUUUCAUAUUGUCACCAUUCACAUACUGUCGCCCUCCCACACAUACUGUCACCAUCCAACAAACCCUAUCACCCACACAAAUUAUCUAUUCAACACACUGUCCCCCUCAUGCUGUCACAUUCCCCACACACUCUGUCGCCAUCACUGGAGGCAGAGAGAUGGCACGGGGAGGCUGGUGACAGAGAUGGCACGGGGAGGCUGGUGACAGAGAUGGCACGGGGAGGCUGGUGACAGAGAUGGCACAGGGGGGCUGGUGACAGAGAUGGCACAGGGGGGCUGGUGACAGAGAUGGCACAGGGGGGCUGGUGACAGAGAUGGCACAGGGGGGCUGGUGGCAGAGAUGGCACAGGGGGCUGGUGGCAGAGAGAUGGCACAGGGAGGCAAAGGGCAGAGAGAUGGCACAGGGAGGCAAAUGGCACAGGGAGGCAAAGGGCAGAGAGAUGGCACAGGGAGGCAAAUGGCACAGAGUGGCUGAGGGCAGAGCAAUGGCACAGAUGCUGGUGGCAGACAAAUGGCACAGAGAGAUGGCACAGAGUGGCCCGGAGCAGAGAGUUGGUACUGGCAGAUUGUUUUGAGGCACAUGGCACUAGCAGACAUUUUGGAGCCACACGUGGCUCAUUGGCAUGAUAUACAGAGUUUAAGAAUUUACUGCUCUUUGGCAUGAUAUUCAGGAUGUGUGCAUUUACUACUCAUUGGCAUGAUAUACCAAGUUAAUGUAUUUAUUGCUUCAUUGGCAUGAUAAAACUAGUUUAUGCAUUUGCUGCUCAUGGGCAUGAUAUAUAAGGUUUAUGCAUUUAUUGCUGGUGGCAGAGAGAUGGCACAAAGAGGCUAAGGGCAGAGAGAUUGCUCAGAGUGGCAGAGCAAUGGCACAGAGAUGAUGGUGCCAGAAAAAUUACACAUGUCAGGGGUCGUAUUAAUCGGUAUAAUGUUCAAUUCCUCCUCUUAUACUGUUCGUAUGCAGACACAGUUAUCUGCAGCUAAGGGGCUAAACUGUUUAGUAGUUAAUUAUUGUAUGGGAAGUAGACAAGCACUUGAGCAGAGUAUAUUGUGAUGUAUUCGUGUAUAGGCAUACUAUGCCCAGGUUGUUAAUUCUAGCAACAGGUAAUAUUUAUAUCAGUUGGUAGUUAGAUAUAUUCACAGAACCCGUGAAAAAAAAAAAAUAUAUUAUUCAGUGUAUGCUUCAAUGUUCGCAAAACCUGGUUGUGAAAAUAUCUUUUUUUUUUUUCAUAACGCGUAUUAUUCUCUAAAUAUCUGCAUGUUGCAAUACUCUGGAUGGUUGCCUUACUAGUGUUUUUGAUUUGUUUGUCUUUUUGUGAAUCAGGUUUUUGCAGGCAAUUUUUUUUUGUAAAAAUAUUUAUAUUUGUGUGUGUGUAUAUAUAUUCCAUAAUGCACAAAUGCGCUCUGAGCUCGUGAGAACAGUCUAAUAAAAUGUUUCUCUAUGACAAGCAUUUGAUUGGACGACAGAGAAGGAAGCAGUGACGUCAUACAGUACUGUGAAAACCAGCAAGUGGCUUAGUAAUUACAAAUGCCCAAUAGAACAUUGUGUAAAAAAAAAAUAAAAGUUUCUUUGCAAUGAUCUGGAGUAAUCCUUUAACGUGGGUCAGUUUUUAUACUUGUUUGCUGUUCUCCUCCAGUCAAUAUUAUAGCAUUUACUGGGUGAAUAAUGAGAGACUGUCACUGUUAGAGAAAUGACAGUUCUCUUUAAUUACACAUCUGAAUGAAAAACCUUAAUAGUUUUAAAUUGUAUGCUAUUGUGCUUUUAUUUAAAGCAUGACCCUUGGUCUCUACUGAUUUGCAACCUGCCUGUGAAAACUAAAUUGAAUUCAUAAUAAUUCUCCCUAUGAUAAAUAUCCGUUUGGUCUAUUGCAAGCGCAAGGAAAAACAUCCAUAGUCUGCUUUUUGUUUUGUUACUGUUUUGCGUAUUUCUGUAUUUUUCCACAUGAAUCUUCCAGUCUUCAGUCCCUGACGUCUGAGUUUCCAGAUCACAGGAUCGUGCUGUGGAAAAGGGCUAGCAGAGGGCUGUAAUGUGGGAAGCACAGUGUGACCUAAUGUGGGAUCUAGACUCCUACACAUGGACUGUUCUAUUAUGCCUGGAUCAUUACCCAGUUGAAGCAAGGCUUUUUCUUUGGUGUAUAACUCGUUAAAUAGCGGGAUGGAAACUAAUGACUGAUCUUUGGCAGCAAAACAUAUAUACAAACAUGUUUCAAAGAAAACCUUAUUCAGCCUCUGUCUGUUUGUUACACACUGGUUUUAAAUUAAACUUCUUUCUAAUUUGUUAUUGAAAUAUAGGAAUGGGACUACUUAUGCAACUUUACGAUUAGGAAUUCUUGUAGACCGAUUUCAUCCAGAGUCUUCGUUUGGCUGUGUGAAGCUGCCCCCCGCCCCUUUAAUUGGAACAAAUAAAACAUCCACUGUGUUAGUGCUACAUUUGUGUUUUGUGCUGUAAAAAUAAAAAUUUCUGUUGCUUUUAUUAUGAUAAUAGCAAUCGUAUUUUACAAUAUUACCGAUUUUAAAAUAAACGUCACAGUCCCCCUACAACAGCCAAAACACAUAAAACUGGGCUAGUUGGUUAGUGCUGUGUUUGUGCCGUUAACAUUUUUCUUUGUACUGCUUGUUUUUUUUUUUUUUUUAUUCUUUACUUUUACUGUGCAUAUAAGUACAAUGAAGCUUGCAGUACCACAACAGUAAGUGCAAGCAUCACAAAUUCAAAGGAAAACAUUGGCCUGGUAUUCAAAGAAACUGCACAAUUUUAUGAAAGUAAAAUUGUUAGUCAAACAACGUUUUCUAAUAAGGCUAGUAUGUCAAUUAUAUUGAGUUGCUCUAGAAUUAUCUAGAUGCCUACAUAUGAGUAAUGUAGAUUAUAAGACAAGAAUGCAAGAUAGUAAUUAUGUUAGUGGAGGGAACAGUAGAGUUAGGCUAGACUGGAGUGAAUAAGUUAGUCAAGUUAAAGGGAUCCCAUGGUGCCAGGAAUAUAAAGCCGUUAUAUAGGGUUAUUAGGCCUCCCUCCCACAGGCUUCAGCCACUUACCUAAAUCCAGCGCCGAUGUCACUCGGCGCUGGAUCAAGCUCCGUCCACACAAUGGCUGCGCGCUCUUUAGACCUCCCCAUAAGAAAGGACAUCCAGCGUCAGUCUGUUUAGAUUCUCUGGAACUGCAAUGUUUUACAUUGCAGCACUAAGUGCAAAUGGGUCACAGCACCCUGACUACUUCAAUUAGCUGAAGUGGUCUGGGUGCCUGGAGUGUCCCUUUAAACCAUCUGACAAUGGGAUUAACAGUAACAAUACACCCAAGAGGCCCCCUUUCAGGUAUUAAUCUCCUGGCUGGGACAUAUGUAACAAUCUCAGAACCAGAAAAUUAGCUUUGGCAAAUAAAAUUAAAGAAAAGUAGGAAAUAAAAGUUAAAGAUAGGAGGAAUGAGAAUCUGGCAGUAAGAGUCAAAGAUUCCGGUUACCCAAUUCCCUAGUUCUGCUUCGGUGUAGCAGCUGCCAGGCCUGGUCGCCCUGAUGUGGACCUAUGGAACAUCAGGCUGAAGUGUGGAGAUGGGCUAUGUGCUAGCUUCGGACAACCGCAAGACACUGCAGGCAGUUGUGAAGGAGCAGGAUAGGACCGCUUGUGUCGGAUCAAUGGUAUGUUGCGUCUGUACCCUGCAUUCUUAAAGUGACCUGGGCGUCUCUGCUGUUGUCUGGUCCGUCUUGGGCCCCGAGCUGCCCUCAUUCGCCGAUAGCUCAGCGGGUGCGGUCGAGUUACUAGAACCAGUAGCCUAUGUGACUCACGUCUGCAUGGGCGGUCGGCGAUCUUCAUCCAGAAGGUUUCGUUGGCUCUGUAGCGGUACUUACCUUACAUGGGGGCCGGCCGAGGUCCUCACUUCCCGCCGCGCGCAGCUCCCAAAUGAAGGCGGGCACGGACCGCGAGAUGCGGUCACGUGUUCCGCCUAGCUCUUAAAGGGGCAGUGGGAGCCAAAAAAUGAAAUGUGCUCCCAUUGGCCCCUGUCAUCCCACAUUCCCCAGACACUCACAUUUUGGUGGCGUGGAUAUGACAGGGGCCAAUCAAAGUAAAGUUUAGGGUAUUUAUACUUACCUCUCCCUUAACUCCCUGCCCUAUCGUGGUUUCUGUUUCAGUUCCCUUUAGCGCUUUUUGUGUUCAGUUGUGAUUUUCGUGCUUGACCUUGGCUUUGUAUCUGACUCCGUUUAUCUCUCUAUCCCUGUUUUGUCUUGUUUGCCGGCUUACUGUCUACUGUGUACCAGACCUUGGCUAGUUUUUGUUCUCGCUGUCUCUUUGUUCCCUUGACCUCGGCUUGUUCUUGACUCUGUCUAUUCUCUGCUAUACGGCGAGUCCGGCCAUUCUAAGGUCCGGUAAGUCGUAUCUGCUCUAUCUGUCGAUUGUUGAACUAAAUCCUGCGUGUAGGGGUAAACUACAGUGACAGGCUCCAUGAGUGUUUGGUGGUACUUUACGUAGUUUGCGCUUCAAGGCCCCCUGCUGCAGUCUUAGCCACCUUUGAGGCCUCGGUCGUGUAGUGGUGGGUGCUGGUCGGCUGUCAUGAUGCCGGGCUGCUUGCUGACGGUAUAUAUGUGGCUUCUGCCCAGAGAGGUUAGUAAUGUGUAGUGGGGCAGUCGGAUGUAGCCUGUGCCCCAGCUUCCUCCAGAACAUCUUAAAGUGUUUGUUCAAUUUUGUCAGGAUGUCAUGUGCAGCGUCGGCGAGACCCUCUACACUUGCAGUGUUCGCCAUCUUUAGUGAAACUCUGUGUGUGUUCUUUGCCCAUGUGGCGACAUCUAACGCUUCAGCAUGCUUGGGGUAGCCUCCUCUAACCCUUUAAGGACACAACUUCAGAAAUAAAAGGGAAUCAUGACAGAAUGUUUGUCAUGUGUCCAUAAGGGGUUAAAGGCCAACAUGUGUAUUUUACAAUGUAAGUACCGGUAAAUGGAAAAAAAUAGUUAGCAAGGAGGGCACACUAUAAACACAAUGGAAGCAAACCCAAGCUACUACAGGGAUGCUGACACAAUGGCUCUAUGCUAUUGUAUACUUUUAUUCUCUUCAUUCAUUUAGAUAUGCAGAAAAAAAUGGUGUAAAAUAAAAAAAAAGCAUUUUUAUCAAUGACUCUCAGUGAUGAUUGAUUUUCUAGCUUUGAGUAUAUUUUUAAGAACUAAUACUAUAAUGAUUUCAAGUUUACUUAGAUUGUAGUCUAGAGAAAGAAAAGGACAGCCCAUAACAAGAAACCAAAUUUUAUUAGAAUAAUAUACAUUUUAAUAUACAAGUAGGCAAAUCUAUACCUCAACCAAGAAUUCAUAGAUCCCAAUGCUACUAAUGAAAGUACAAAAAACAAACACGCAGAGUAGAAUAAUAGAAUAAUCUAUAUCAGUACACAAAUAGGCAUAGAUCCUAGAUGUAUCAGACUGAAUGGAAUAACAAACAAUAUGCUAUACAUGAAUUGAAGUCCUAGUGUAUAUACAAAGAACACAAGAUAUGCCAAAAACAAAUUUUGGGAAUAAAAGUAAUCAAAAUUAAUAUGCAUAAUGAAUGAAGUUUCAAAGAGCUACCUGUAAAAAUCUCCAUGUCUCAAAUGGACUCAAUGUUCAAAAAGGCAGGCUGACCUUUAGAUCCUGUAUUAUUUAUUUAUUUAUUAUUUAUAAAAUAUUUUACCAGGAAAGAUACAUUGAGAUUUCUCUCGUUUUUUAAGUAUGUCCUGGCGUUCUGGAACACAAAUGCGUUCCAACAUAAGGCUCAUAAGUCCGAGCACUAAAACUGAUGUGACAUCCGGCGUUACAGACCAUCAGUCAGUGUACACGUGCUCUGUUGACAUGCUGUUCCCUUGACAAAGGCAGUUUUGCCAAAACGUUGGUAUUUCUUUAUUUCCUUUUGCUUUGGUGUCCCUUAUCUCUCUCACACCAUCAUCUUGUAUUCUUGUAUUUUCCGUGUUCUUUGUGGUAUGUAUUUAGACUGCAUUUUGUUGUCUGAAUAUUUAUAUUUAUUAUUUUAUGUCUAUAUAUAUUUUUUUUUUUUAUGUAGAAUUUGGCCUUAUCUUAUUUUUUUGGUCUUUUUUUCUGCAUAUCUUGUGUUCUUUGUAUAUAUACUAGGACUUUGAUUCAUGUAUCGCAUAUUGUCCUUGUUAUUCCAUUAAGUCUGAUACAUAGUGGAUGUAUAGAUUUGCUUAUUUGUGCAUUGAUAUAGAAUAUUCUAAUAAAAUGUGGUUUCUUGGUACAGGAUGUGCUCAUCCUUUCUUUACAAUGUAAGUAAACUUAAAAUCAUUAUAGUAUACGUUCUUAAACAUGUAGUCAAAGCGAGAAAAUUGAUCAUCACGGAUAGUCCUUGAUAAAAUGGAUCUUUUUUUUAAUUGACACAUUAAUAUUUGUUUGUAAAAUAUAUUCCUGUUUUGUAAGUGGUUUUAUGAGUUCUACAGAGAGGUGCUUUUGCUUCUGUAAAAUGACUGAGUGGAACAGUAUAAUAUAUUUUUUUUACCAUAUUACAUGUUUUUUAUUGUGUCACUGGCAACUUUAGCAAUGAAAGUAUGUAAAGAUGAUCACAAAUGGCAUCAUAUCAUUGAGCAUUAACAAAUCUGUAAUUUUUUAAUUGACACUUAUUUCAUUUUUCAUGUUUCAAAGUAAAAAAAAUAAACUAUUUAGAUUCCAAUUUAAGUGCUUAUUUUAAAGCAUAUUUUGUCCCCUUCUAAGGACUACUAAAUGUGUAGCAUUUAAUUUGGGGCGAAAUCGAUGUCAAAGAUUUUAACGGCACAAAUGCUUGCUGCACUAACAAAACGGUCCAGUUCCACGUGUUUUGACUGUUGUAGUCAAAUUUGAUCAAACCCUGCGCACUUUGCAAUCCACAUUAUUAAAUUAAAAAGCAAAUAUACCAUUUAUUUGGGUGACCUUUGACCUUAAUUUAAUCGGUAAUGGCUCAAAAAACUAUUUAUAUUAUCUUAAUAAAAGCAGCAUAAAUCUUAAAUUGCAUGAUUUAAAUAAUUUGUUUUUAUUUUAAACAGACUCAUUGUUGCUGGCUGGUAUAAUUUUAACAUUUUAAACCAGAUGAAGAUUCCAUAUAUAGGAUAAUAAUGUUUGAGAUUAGUUAAACCGUAAUAUCAAAACUGAUUUUGUUAUGUACGAUAUAAUACAUAAAUAAAGAAGAAAUUAUUGCAAAAUGAAUUAUCUUCAGUUUAUUAGGUUAGUCGCUCAUAUAGAAAAAUAGAAUGUGACGGCAGAUAAGAACUAUUCGGCCCAUCUAGUCUGCCCAAUUUUCUAAAUACUUUCAUUAGUCCCUGGCCUUAUCUUAUAGUUAGGAUAGCCUUAUGCCUAUCACACGCAUGCUUAAACUCCUUUACUGUGUUAACCUCUACCACUUCAGCUGGAAGGUUAUUCCAUGCAUCCACUACCCUCUCAGUAAAGUAAUACUUGGAGAACAACUUAAAUUGAACUAAAACAAUAUUAUACAGCAUAUAUAUUCUUAUCAGAAUCAGUGUUGACUGAAGUGGUUAAACUCCUUGAGGACCGAUGACGAUCCUUAACCGUCAUAACGGUAAUAUUUACUUAUACGAUUGGCGUUGCUCCCGGUCUGGGGGGACUGCCUGACAGCCUGGGCAGUCCCCCUCAGUGAAUUAGGCCCCGAAUUAAAAAUUGUUAAUAAAUAAAAUAUAAUUGUGUGUGUGUGUGUGUGUGUAUAUAUAUAUAUAUAUAUAUAUAUAUAUAUAUAUAUAUAUAUAUAUACACACAAAAAGAUAAGUACUGCGCUCACUCCCAUCACUCCUGGGUAGCAGCAACGACCACAGUACAUCAACCGCAAUACAUUCAGUAAAAAACAAAAGAAAAAGUUACCUGCGCUCUCUCCUAUGUAUAUUUAAACAAAUGGAGGUAAUUUAGUUACUCCAAUGGCCAUUGUGUAUAUGUAUAUAAUAUAUGUCUAUAUAUCUUAUAUAUGUCAUACUAAGUGUAUUUUUAUAUUAAUGUAUACAGGUUUUGCACCCCUCCCUGUCACAGGUGCCUCAUCCCAGGGCCCUAUUUAGCCUUGUACUGCAGAGAGCCCCAGAUGGAAUUUUUUUCCCCAAGUAGGUUAAUCUCAUAAGAGCAGACAUUAGGCUGUUAGUGUAGGACCUGCCAAAGAUGGGGUACAUUGACGUUGUGGCAGGCUUAUACAAUGUAUGAUCAUAUAAUGUAACUAAACCCCCAUUAUUUUUGCCUGGAUUAGGUGUUUUUAAAAAAACAAAUAAAAUCUUUCAACAUUGAAGUUGCUGUUUAGUGGAUAGGUGAGUGCGCUGGAUCUUGUGUAAUAUAUAUAUAUAUAUAUAUAUAUAUAUAUUGUGUGUGCAUAUAGGCAACCCAUUAAUUAAUCUUAGGAGAGCAUUGAAUCAAUGCUUUCCUAUCGGAUUUUAGCUGACCCUGGAUGUCCUCAUGCAUAGGACGUCCAGCUCCAGACAACUAAAAGCCGCCUAUCGACCCUUAAUCGCCUCCAGUGGCUGUCUGGUAGACAGACAGCCACUAGAGGUGGAGUUAACCCUGCAAAGUAAUUAUUGCAGUUUAUCACUAACUGCUAUAAUUACCAUUGCAGGGUUAAACGUAUAGGGACACUGCACCAAGACCACUUCAAUGAGCUGAAGUGGUCUGGGUGCCUACAGUAUCCUUUAAUAUAAAGUUGUGUUGAGGUUGCUGGUAACGGUUUCUUUAAGAACAUUGAAGUGGGUUAAAGGUUAUCUAUGUUGUAGUAAGGCAUGAAGCCUGUUAGUAACAAAGUUCUACAACAGUAACGCAGCUGGAGAUCCUAUUUGUGUCAGACUGACAUGUUUUAGAUAUACUGACCAGAUUUGAAACUGAUGAUCAUGUGUCCCUAUUACAAAUGUGUAAUUUGGUGUUUUUCUGAAAUAUGUUAACGCCUGAAAGCAAUUCUGAGUGGGGGCUGGAGGAUGAAAGCGUUUCACCCCCUCCUUCUCCAUUAAGUGAUGGAAAAAAGAACCACAAUAAUUGACAGAGUGAAAAAAAGUCUAAUUAUUAGCCCUGUGGGUAACUGAAGGGCAUGACCCAUCCAGUGGCAUUUAAAAGUUUAAUUACCCUGCAUUAAAAACUGAUGACCCCUCCAGCAAAGACGAUCACCAUUGAUGUGUGAUUACAAAAGGAUACAAUCAAUUUAUACAGCACAUUAUCUGACAUUCUGCUGAGCAAAAUUAUAUAAAUAGUUUGAACCUACCACACCUCCAUAACAGGUGUUGGUUUUAAUUCGUUAUUUUUAUAAAAAUUUGUCUUUGAAAUUACUUCUCUUUUUCCAUUAUGGGUUUUUGUGUGUGUAAUGUUUCAGAAUUUUUUUUUUUUUUUUUUAUAAUUUAUAGUAACUUAAAGGACCACUAUAGUGCCAGGAAAACAUACUUGUUUUUCUGGCACUAUAGUGCCCUGAGGGUGCCCCCACCCUCAGGGUCCCCCUCCCGACAGGCUCUGGGGAGAGGAAGGGGUUAAACUUACCUCUUUCUCCAGCGCCGGGCGGGGAGCUCUAUUCCUCCUAUUCAGCUGAAUGCGCAUUUGCGGCAGGAGCCGCGCGUGCAUUCAGCCAGUCCAUAGGAAAGCAUUCGCAAUGCUUUCCUAUGGACGCUGGCGUCUUCUCACUGUGUUUUUCACAGUGAGAAGCGCGGAAGCGCCUCUAGCGGCUGUCAAUGAGACAGGCACUAGAGGCUGGGUUAACCCUAACAUAAACAUAGCAGUUUCUCUGAAACUGCUAUGUUUAUAGAAAAAAGGGUUAACCCUAGAUGGACCAGGCACCCAGACCACUUCAUUAAGCUGAAGUAGUCUGGAUGCCUAUAGUGGUCCUUUAAAGGAACACUUCUUUUGGAUCCACAGGAGGCUGUGAUCAGUGCCCAGCAGACAAUGGGUGUUUGCAAACAUUUUGGCUACUUACCAUAGGAGGGAGCUGAGGCACUCCUGGCCCCAUAAUAAUUGCAGUGGGUUGCCGUGGUUAUGGUGCAUUGAGCGUUCGAUCUCUCCUUACAGAAAUAUGUAGGGAGUCUGUGUAAGUGACAUAAAGGGAAGAUGUAACUAAUGCAGCAAAAACAAAGGGAUUUUACUCCUCAAUGGCAGGGAAUUCAGCAGUGAGACUGCAGGUGCAUGAUCUAUACACCAAAACCAUUAAAUAGAGCUAAGGUUGUUUUGCUGACUAUAGUGUCCCUUUAAAUGCAUAAAAAAAAACCCAAAACAAUGUAUGCAAAUAUUUACGUUGAUCUAUUACUACGGUAACAGUUCCUGAUGCACUGUGAAGUAAACAACGAAAUAAUUUAACCAGCUUUUCACAUGUACAUAUUACUAUGGUUACAUGUCCUGAUGCAACGUUGUGAUCUAAUUUCCUGUUAUGUUACAUGUAUGUUUAUUUAUUUAAAAGGCACUGCAGGCUAGAAUUGAACCAUUCCUUUUUAAAACCUAUUAUAUAGAUAAUGUAUUUACAAAAUAUGCAAAAAUAAGUAAUAGAGAUAAAGUUAACUUGUUUCACCCAGCACGGCGAGGGUUUAAGUGUAGACUGGAUGCUAGCCUUCUUAGCAGAGUGUAGAAAAGUCACAGUUACUAGCUUACACUUGAGAUAACUCACACCUAUAAAUCUGUCAAACUUCCUGUUUCUUCACACAUUGUAUCGAGGUGUUCCCACAGGUACAUUUCAAAAUGUUUUAGAACAACUUUCAUGAUGCUUUGCUAUUUUCAAAAGAGGAAUGGAGGAAGAAGACCGGCUUACAUUGGAGGUAGUGUAGUUAACCAGUUCUAAAGAGAUAUCUCUCUAAGCACCAUAACCACUUUAUCUACUGAGGAGGUUAUGGUACAAAGACCUUCUCCUUGCAGCCUUUUCUUUUACAAAUGAUGUGUUCCGGAGAGAAAAAUACCUUUCUUUUAUUUAUUUAGGGGAUCAUUCUACCAACGCUUUACCAAUAGAGCAGUACUUUCUGCUCUACACUUGUGAGUAUAAUUUUAUAUAUUUUAUAUCUCAUUCUUUACAAAUUGAGAGCACUAUUAUUGUCUUUCUAUUAUACCUUGGAGCUUUGGAUACUCAGACUGGAUUGACGGAUGCACCUCUUCAUUAUAUCCCUUAUGCAGGGAUUAUACUGCUACACGCCCUUCACUCCAGAGCUGGUUAUAUGGCUUAUUACAUUACUGGCUGUUUGUCGUAUCUCCCCUUUGUCUCUCCACAUAUACAGAUUUUUUUAACCAUCUGGACGGAUCAACUCCUGAGGAUUGCACCCCCAUUUUAUCCUGCUAUUUUAGUGAGACUUUUAUUUUUCACCAUUCUCUCUAUUGGCACAGCCUUACUUAUUGUUGUAUUAUCAUCUAGACCAGGGGUAGGCAACCUACGGCACUAGUGCCAUGCACUGCACUCGAGGUGUCUUUGCACGGCACUCAAGGCUGCUAGAGCCAAACAGGCUCUGGCCUAUCAGGAGUCCCAGUAAAACUUAAAAUAUCUGCUAAUACGAAAAGAUGGUGAAGGACAAUCCUCAAUUUAAGCAUUGCCGCACAUAGAGGAAAUGAUCUCAGAUCACUUCCUCCAAGCACUUGUGAAUGGGAAUCCACAACGUAGUAGAGCAGCCUGCAGCUGCAGUUGCAGCUCCUGUCUUUGACCUGUACUAGGCCAGCCUGGUCCCCACUGGAACCCAGGGAAGCCAACCAUACUGCUAAAUAUACACAGAUAUUGUGGAUCAAACCAAGUGUUUAUCUGAGUAUCUGCUCCUUUCCAAAUUGUUAAAAUAAAUAAAUGUGUGCACGCUCUGAAGUAAAUUACACUGAGACACAGGUAUCAGGUUAAUGAAAAACUUCGGAAUGUUUAUUCAGGGGACGGCAAGCCCCUUAUAAAGGCAAAAAUACAUCAAAUGCAAAAAUGUAGAUAACAGAGAGAAUACAUCUUUAAUUGGUUAGGUGUUAAGUGUCUUAUCUAAUGCACAUCCUACGAGGCGUGAUGUCACCAUCAUCCCGGGAUUUUACUCCGGAUGUAGGCGCCAUCUUGUUACACAAGGUAGUUAGUCGGUGGGAGGGGGUGCUCUAGCAGCCAUUUUGAGUAGAUAUUGAAUACAGGUAUACACAGUAAAUUGACAUUUUACUAUCACUAAUUUACAUUCAUAACACAGAAAUGAAGAAUAACCCUCCCCUUAUACAAAUAAUACGAACAGCCCACACACAAACAUAACCCGCUAACAAUCCACAUACAUGCACACAACCCCACAUGCAAUACCCCAAACAGCCCACACACACUACCAAACACACACUGUGACAUAUCCAUCCACACACAAUUCCACAAGCAGCCCUCAUACACAGCCCACAUUCAUAUGUAUCAUACACAAUACCAUAAACUACUAAUGAACAUAUACAAUAUAAUAGCUAAUAUACGCACAAAUACAACGCUGCAAAGCAACUGCAGUAAAAAUAACACAAGCAGAAUACGGCAGCAUACACACCUCAAAUUAAAAAUAUAGGACCGGCACGCUACGGGACAUCACAAUCCUAUAUCGGCACAGUGCUGCUAAAAGGUUGCCUACCCCUGAUCUAGACCUUUUUGGUCUGUUUCUUAUUGUAUACCUAUUGUUACUAGACUUUGGCGCAGCUCUUACCUCCUUUUUAUUAUUCUAUCUUAUUUAUUUAGGGCUUACUCCAUGGGCUUUUAUUAUCCGUUUUGUGCUACAUAUGCAUCUGGUUCUGAAAUAAACGAGAAACUGCACUCAAUGCCAUCCCUCUGAACCAGGGUGCAACUAAACCUGGACCCAGCACCAGGUCUCAGGCACAAUAUGCACAAAAAGGUUUAGGCACUCCAAGGUCCAAGAAGGCACCUUUAUUUGAACCAAAUGAGAAAGACCUUAUAGGUCGAAACGUUGCUGCUUGUCAUUUGGUUCAAAUACAUUUUUCCUACUUCCUUCCUCUUUGUUCCCUACAUAUGCAACUGGUCUUAGCACAGACAGCAUUCUAACACCAGACGCCUUGACCAGGUUUCCCAGCUGGAGGAGUUACACGCAUGGUGGCAAAGCUCAUGGUUUUUCAGUCCCAUGUAAUUUAACUCUUAACUCAUUGAUAAAAGAUAACAAAACCCAUACAUUAGUUCUGGGGGUUCACCAUUGUCCUUCCUAGCAGUGCUUUUAGUUUAGUUACUUUGGCAUUCGAUUUGGAAUUCCCAAAUAGUCACACUUUAGUAAGUAGCCUUGUGAGAAAAUAAUUGGGCACAUUUUUAUGAAUGCAUAUAAUUAUUAAUGGCGACUUAAAUGCAAUAAAAAUAUAUUUAACUAAAAGCUGGUCCUUAUAACUUCAAAGAUUUAAACAUUUUUUUUUUUAAUUAUAAAUUCAUAUAUAAUAAAACAUAUAAAGAGUUAAAGCAUAUCAGACAAAGUAGAUACAUAAAACAUAGAAUAGAAAUUGAUAUAACUGUCAAUUAUUGUGACUGCUAGUUUUAGAUUUUACACCCUUGCCAUUUAAUUUGUUCUUUUUUUUCAGAGGAUCUUGACAGCAGCUAAUGAUACAUUGAUUGAAAGUUGCACUAAGUGGCCAUGUGCCAAAUUCUGUGAAUAGGGCACUACAGGGACCCACACGUUGGGUGCACAAUGUGUAGGUUAGGUUACAAUUUUUUUAUUUUUUUUUAAAUAAUUGCUUUUGGCCAGCCUUUCUGUCUAGAUUUUUUUUUUCUACUGUAUUUGAAAUCUGAUAAAUGAACUACAACUCCCAAUAACCCUUGUUGUGCACUUUCCUACACUGCUUUUUAUGUACACUCAUUAGUCUAUGGGAAGUAAAUUGAGCAUCACCACCUGAUUUGUGAGAUUUAAUUUCAGAUGGUACAAAUCUUGGCGAUUUGCCGCAAGUGUGAUUAUUAUUAUUUUUUUUUUUAUUUGAACGCAUUGUUUUUGCUUUCAUUUUACUGCACUAUCUAUACAAUACAUUUUUAAAAGUGUCAAAUUCUGCCCGGAGUGUCUUUGUAACAACAUUACUUAAAGCAACCGAUUCGCUCAGUUGUUUCUUUUAGCUGAUGGUUGUCAGACCAGCUGCUGUCAGUAUUAGCUUAUCAGAACAUCAGUUUCUUUCCAGUUACCGGAGCAGGUGACGAUAAUUAUAGAACAAUUGGAGCAAAGGCUGCUCUGUGACCUUUCAAAAUGAUAGGUUUUCAGUGUCUGUCCUUGUAAUUAGGGAGGCUGUGCUCGCAUGGUAAGAUUUGUAUCGAUUUGUUAGGAUCUUGUUUCAAACUAUAGGAGUAUUUUGUGUUUACAUUGUUUUUUGCUUCUGCUAUAAAUAUAUGUGUGGUACUCAAUUACAUUGUAUAUAGAUUCAGUCUUAUAUGUAUUGAUCUGGUAAUAAUCUGUCUCCAGACAGUAGUAUAACAAGUUGUUUACACGUAACCUUGGCUACUGCACUGCUCUUUGCAUGGACUCUGAUUUUAAAGUGACAGUUUUAGAGAGUAUCCAUUCCUUUUCUUCAUUUAUUAUCCCCCCCCAAUUUAUCCCCAAAAUAAAUGGAUACUCCCACACGUUCCCUUUUUUUAGUGCGUGGUAGAGAAUGCAUUAAAAGGAACAGUUGAUUGAGACUAUUUUUUUUUUUUUUUUUUAAUUAUCUGUUUCUUCCUGUCUCUUUUAAGAAUACCAUAAAAUUGUAUUUUGAAAGCAUGUUUUCUGCCUUUGUACAGAUAGCAAUGGCAAACCACGGCACUGCAGAUAUAUUUUAAUUACAUUUCCAGUGAUGUACAGUCUGCAGCCUUCAAACUGAGAUAGCAUUGAGGAAAUAUAAACAUUUGCUGUGGCUAUCUUACAGCAGCCCAGUCACCACCCACCUACUCAACCCCAAAACUUGAGCAUGUCGUUAAGAAAAAGAACUUUAUGAAAUGCUCAUAAAGACUGCUUGGAAUAUCAUUGAAAGAUAUCAUAUAACAAAUUUAAGGGGCUACUUUGUCUUGUGGUAAAAUCUUUCCUUGCAAAACGCGACAAAAGGCAGAGCUACUGCCAUUGAGUUUUUUCACUUCAGCAGUAGCUCCGCCUUGUUGUGGAAAUAAGGCAUUGUCUCGCUUAUCGCAAAAUAUUAUCUAUGGAGGUUCCUGCUGUAGACACCAGUGUUGUACUCUCAGGCAUGUGCAAAAGUACAGCAAUGACGUGAAGCACCAGGAGCUUGAGACUGAAGAUGUCAGGGAACAGUAUCAGGUAAGUACAACUCACUUCUGCUACAUCCCCCAGGCCACCGCAGACCGGUGUUGGCAAAAUAUGCAAAGACCCCAGAAGUUGACAAAACCACAUUAAAACCAUUGUCACUGCAUUGAGCUGUUGUGGUUAUGGUGCUCAGUUACCCUUUACGAUGUUUAUUCAUGUUCCCAGCCUCCGAUUCCUUCUGCUACGUCACUUGAUGCGUGAAUCAGCUGGAGUGGAAUUUACCAAAGCAGCAAGCGUGACCUUACUAAACAUUUUAUGUACGUCCUAUAUGGCAAAAAUACUUGCAGAAAUAAACAUCAUAGCAUGAUGCAGCUUUCUCCUGGUUUUAUAGCAAGUCCAACGCCUUGAAACACACCUACGCCACGCUUUUACAGUUUCAUUAGCUGUGGAUGGAAAUAUAUAAGGGGCUUAUUAUUUAAACUGAGAACUGUAAAUUGGAAGCCAGAGUAGUCCAAAAAGAAACAUACAUUUCUCUUGUUAGUUUUCCACAAUUUCUAAUUUAUUGAACAGACCCUGUAAUCUUCCCCCCCCCCCAAAAAAAAUAAGGAAAAAAAAAUUAUACCACGAUGAAUAAGUAUCCAGAGGUAAAUGUCAGACGGAUCAAUACGUUCUGGCAUAGUUUAGGAAUUUGAUUUGCUUGCACCACCUGAAACAGAUUUUUGCACAAUUCUACUUACGAACCUCUCUCUGAUUGGCGUGUCAGCCAGACAAUUAAACUGCAUUGCAAAGAGCCAAGCAUUUGUGUAUAUUGUGGCUGCUUUAAAUGGCUACAAAGUUUUGCAAUAAAAAAUAAAAAUAUGUUAAAACACAUCAACGUGGCUGCAGAGAAUGCAUUUAAAUGAUCGUUGUUCCUGGUGUAAGAAUAACCCUGUCUAUUUGUAGGGAGGGUGACGUUUCCACUUAAAAGGGAAAGGAACUACCCAUUUAUGGACCAGUACAAUUUUACAGGCAUUAGGCACACCUACAGCUAGCUGUACAGACACUGUCAUUUGUACAAGCAGGUGACACGUAGGCUGGCCGAAUGUGUGCUAAACAGGUGGAGCAAGUAAGCACGUCUAACUAAAACAUCCACCUUAGAUUACAGCCCAGCUGGGAUUUACCUGCUGGUUUCCUUAGUGGAGGUAAGUUCCAAAGAUUGCUUAAUAGAAAACUGCUUACAUUGUGUUUGGUUUAACUGUCAAUUUGUGGAAUGUCCUUGGAGUCUGUGGGGGUUCAGAGCAAACUGCGGAUAUUACACUGUGAUUCUAAACCCUUGUCUUGAUGUGUUUAACAUAUAUGCAUAUUUUUUAGUCUGGCCAGUCCACAGUCUUUGCAGAGUGUGAUGUGCUUGAGUGAACUGUGCAAACAGUUCUGAAUAAGGACAUGUUCACUUAUCCAAGGAUGGAUAGAACGCUGGCAAUCAGCAUUUACUUACUGCCUACCUGUAGUCUAGAAUUGCCACAUCCGCAGUGUUUUAGUGCGGCACAUAACUUUUUUUUACAUAUUGAUGGGCAGCACUUAAAAAGUACUGCCCUGCAGUAUGUAGCAUUCAAAUUCUGUGAUUGUGAAGUCAUGGGCAGGGUAGCAUUUUGAUUGUACAAAUCUAUUUCAAUGUUUGUCUGAGCCUGGUUUUUUGUACCCAGCAGGCAAGAAUGUGUCUGUAUCUAUUGCAUACUUCAAUCGUUUGUGGUGUUUGUUUAAAAAAUAUUACUCCUUGAUAGCACUCUGCAUUAGUACAUUACAUUUUUUUGUUUCUUGAGGACUGAUGUUUGGGAUAGCCUGCUGUAAUAUGACAGUGAGCCAAAGAAGAAGAUCGGAAAAAACAAAACACCCAAACAGUCGUCUCUAAUUAUAUACAUUUAGCCAAUGUCUCCUGGCCCUAGGUUUGUCAGGUACAACAUGGGUUUUCUCGAGUAUAUGCUUCACUGUGUUGUAUGGUGAACUAGUCAGGUUCUGGAUUGGUUAAGCACGUCCGAAUGAAAACCUUUCGACCCUGGUUACAAUAUUCAAAGCCUAUUAGCACCAUAACCACCACAACCGUAAUCUAAUGGUUAGGUUGCUUAGGCUGUCCUUUUAACAGUUUCUUUUCUGCAGCAGCAAUUUAAUUCUACAUAUUAUAGAACAACUCUCUUCGGUUAUCACACAUCAACACAAUGAUAGGUGUCUUCAAUCAUCAACUAAGCUAGCACAAGGCAUGUUAUUUUGGAAUGCCAUUUCUUUCAUGACUUGCCAAUAACCUGCUGUGGGUAAAUUAACUACUGUAUAGCAUUAAACAUUUAAUUUUCCCUUCCAAAUAGAAGUUUUUCACACCUUCAUAAAUCAAUGGUUUAAAAACCAAAAAAUCAUGGAUUUAACAAGUCCAGCAAUGGCUUGAGAUGAACAGGCAGUGAAUUUCAAAUUAGCCAUUCUUAAUAGGUUGCCGGAUAAUCCAUCCUGCUCUCCCAAGUUCUAUUGCCAUGUAGGAUGUAGAACUCCAAAGCUGCUGUCCGAAAAUAAAUUCAUUAAUCAAAAAAGGAAUUGUGUAGAAUAUAAAUGCUACAGGACAGUACUUUUCAUGUGCUCAUCAGCCUACAGAAGUGAUGCUUGUGUUAAAACAAGGAUAGAUCUGGCUGCGUAAACGUUAAAUUGACAGAUGGACUUUAUCACACUUGUUACCAUGACGGAGUUAUUUGCUAAAGUGAGUAUUCAAAGUGAAUUUUUUAAAAAUUUUAAGGCCAGAGUAGCCGCACUGAAAGCAUAGCAGACCUUGGAGAAUUUUUCCAGUUCGGCUGUUUUUUACCUAAAAUUUUCACUUUAGUGGGUAACCAUGUGUAUGUCUUUUCUUCUUUGUGAUAUAGCAAACCUGCUGAACCUUGUAAAUGGAUGCUAGGUUAAAUGGAACUAUUCGUAUUUGGAUCAGGAAUGUGUGCUACAUGUAUGAGUCUUGUGUAAAUGGUAUGCAUACCAAGGCAAGGUUCUGUCAUUUUGGGAUAUUUUUAGGUAUAAAGCCUUAGUUCAUAGUUGCUCACACUCCCCCAGAUGCAAAAUAACUGGUACACAAUCCUGGCACUUAAGGUGUUAAAUGGAAGAAUGCUAGGAAUAGCCUGGGUGUGUGAAAUAACUAGAUAUAAACAAAACGAAUAUAAUUCAUGAUUCAUGUAAAGACUGCAUUGGGUGGAGAAGAUUUCUUUAUUUGUGCAAGGAGGGGUUAUAUAUUCAUUGUUAUGGGUUUUAUUUCCAUAAUAGAAAUAUUGUCCCAUACAUCAGGUGAUUUUAAACCAAUUCUGACCUCCCAUUGGGUUGGGGAGGGGAUAGUUUAGAUGUAGAGGGGUUUGAAAGCAGAGGACUAAUCUAAAAAUAGUUCCCAGCUUUUGUUGAACAUCAUGGAACUUAUAGUUCUACACGAACACUGACUUCCCCAUCCCUAAUUUAAAAAGUUUGUUGAAGAUCUCAUACACAUUUAUUACACAAUUAAAAGUAAACUGUCUAUACUAUACUUUUUUUUUAUAAUUUUUUUUUUUUUUUUUAAGUUCUUAAUGAUAUGUAGUCCUCUCAGAGAAGAGCUAUAGGGACUCACUAUUUCACAGAUAUGCUAAUGGUUACCAGGUCAGCUAUGCAUUCCUGGACACCUAUAUUGUGAGAAGAACAGGAGUGUGUAGCAUUCGUGUGCUACAGAAGGGAUAUGGUGGAAUACAAAGUAACUGCCUUAAAGGAACAUGCAACUAAUUUAUUUUAGUAGACAAACUCCCAAAGAAAGCAUGCAUGUAUGCAGUGGCGUAGCGUGGGUUGUCAGCACCCGGGGCAAGGCAAGUAAUUUGCGCCCCCUAACCCGUGGAUUUUAGCACUCGAGUCUCUUCCACUAGAUUAGUUAAAGAAACCCUUACCCCCCAAGCACAUGUAUUGUUUGUUAUGAAAAUACUUAUGUAAUUAAAGUAAAAUGCAUCUAAAUACAAGUUUAUUUUCCAACACUUUAUUGAGUGCGAACAUGCAUUACACACAUUCUCCACAUUUUCAGCAGGUCUAUGAAUACAAAUAUACAAAUGUAGUAACCUAGCAUGGGCCAUGCUAUUAUAUGUCGUCUCACAACCAUCGUAAACGACAAAAAAUAUCAAGAACAAAAACUAAACAUCAAAAUGGAACCAUACCCUGGAGAUGAUCCAAGACUGGGCUAGAUGGAGCCAACUUCCUCAAUCCUGUACCUCUAAUUGUAAUUCUUUAAUAGAAGUGCAAGAUAUCAAUCUGUAUAUAAUAUACAGAUUAAUUUAAAUUCGCCUGCUUUUAAUUAGUGCAAAUUUUUCAACAACGGAAUAGUGUUUCUUUAAUGUGAGGUAAAUUAGAGAUUAGUGCCACAAAUAAUAUACUAGAUUGCCUACUUACAACGAGAUGAGGAUGAUGAUGGGCUCUAGCUGCAGUCUGGCUCCACUGGUCUGGUGUAGAACAGGCUCUCUGGAGGCUGUUUGUAACUGUGGUCACAAAAAUCAAUAUACUAGGAGAACAGGAAGCAGCUCCAUUUUUGGGGGGCCCUUUACACAGCUCAAGGUCUGGGUCCCAGGGUCCACCUUCAUGUUCCACCAAUGAGUUUGUUCACAGGGGGUGGAGUGUGUAGGGGAUGUCCUGAUAUGUGUGUAAGGAAUGCAUUGUGUGAAUCUGUGUUUGUAUGUGUAAGGGCUGCAAGGUGUGUUUCUGUGUAUGUACAGGAUGCAGUGUGUGCGUGUGUAAGGGGUGCAUUGAGUGUGUGUAAGGAAUGCAUUGUGUGUUUCUGUGUGUGUAAGGGAUGCAUUGUGUGUAAGGGUUACAUUGUUUGUGUGUGUGUGUGUGUGUAAUGCAUUGUGUGUUUUUCUGUGUGCAAGGGGUGCAUUGCAUGUGUGUGUGAUGGAUGUCAAUCUCUCCCCCCUCCCUUGUUACUCUCUUCUCCCCCCUCUCCCUCCCUUGUCACUCUCUUCUCCCCUCCCCCUUCCCACUCUCAUUGCCCCUUCCUCCCCUGUAACUCUCACCCCCCACCACCAAUUUCUUCUUCUCCCCCCUCCCCUACCAAUUUCUUCUUCUCCCCCUCCCCUACCAAUUUCUUCUUCUCCCCCCCUCCCCUCCCCAUUUCUUCUUCUCCCCCCUCCCCUACCAAUUUCUUCUUCUCCCCCCUCCCCUGCCAAUUUCUUCUUCUCCCACCCUCCCCAUGCCAAUUUCUUCUUCCCCCCUCCCAAUUUCUUCUCCCCCCCUCCCAUCCCAAUUUCUUCUCCCCCCCUCCCAUCCCAAUUUCUCCUUACCCCCUCCACUGACAAUUUCUUCUCCCACCCUCCCCAUUUCUUCUCCCCCCUUCCCUCCCAAUUUCUUUCUCCUCCCCCCCACCUUUGUUGUAGCGUGGCCGAGCCCUGCAGCAUGAUGGUCCGCGGGUACAGGUUGCUUUUGUUUCCUGUACCCGGCCGGACUAACAAGAAGUGCACACUGAGUGUGCACUUCCUGUUAGUCCGGCUGGGUACAGGAGACAGAUGCUCCCUGUACCCGUCGGACCAGCAUGCUGCAGGGCUCGGCCACGCUGCUACAGAGGGAGUGACAGGAGGGAGCGCUGAGCGUUUCCCUCCUGUCAGCCCCUCUCCUCAGGUUGCGCCCGGGCACCGCCCGGGCAAAGCUGCAGCCGCCUGAGGCUCUCUACAGAGCGCUCAGGCGGCUGCAGCAUGGGGGGGCCGCCCCUGAGCGCGCCCCCCCAGAUGUUGCGCCCGGUGCGGCCGGCCCCCCCUGCACCCCUCACGCUACGCCUCUGCAUGUAUGUUUUUUUUUUUUUCUUUAUGCUUGUUUUUGUGGGGUCCAUGAAAAACAGCCUGCAAAAGCUGCAGACCUGCAGUUUGCAGCCUUCUAAAGCCCACACACAGGCAUUCAGUUUGUUCCAGGGAAUACACAGAUCAGUGGCUCCUCAUUACUUUCCCAUGUUCUUAAGAAAAAAAGGGGAAGGCAAAAGCACUCUAGCUUAGUAAGCUUCCUGCUUCUGUUGGCUCUGUGGAACGAAGGGAAUUGGAAGAAACCCUUCCUGGUGGUCCUGCCCCAAAAUAUAAAAGUGCUGAUUUAUGUGGAAAUUUGCAAUUCUAUAAACAGUCAGGAAUAUGACAGACUGCAGAAUUGCUUUGUGUGUCUCCGGUGUUCCAUUAAUUGAAUUUCCUCCUGAAGCAAUUACUAUGUGUAGGAAAAAUAGCAAUCUGCCAGUCCUUGACACACCAGAGAUAUUGACAUGGGCAUAUUUUUUGAUGUGGGCGGGGUAUUUCCUGAAAAGUAUACACCUGCAUAUCGACUGAAAGUCAGGCCUAGGGUACUGGAAAGUACGAUCGGAAGGAUUGCUGUUUGUUUUGUAUUUUUUCAAAUAUCCUGUAAUUCAAUGGACAUUCCUUUAAAAAGCAAAAAUUAGAGAUUUUUCAUUCCUUCACCCCCAUAAAUGCUAUGUUUUUACUGUAGUGUGUAGUGCAGUAGUUGUUGGUUUAAAAACAAAAAACAACCCUUACCUAGGUGUGUUUCUAUGUGCUAACAAGACCAGGAAAAUUGGUAAAUUGUAUGGCCCUUUCUACUACCUAAAUUUGUUUGCUAUUUAAAACUAUGCUUCUUUUGCGCUAAAUCAUCAGUACUUAAAUAAUUUGUGAUUAAAUAACAGAGGAUCAGUAGAAUGUGGUCAUUGGCAAAUCUGCAAUUAGAGGUAUUUAAGUGUAAUUUUGAGAGCACUAUAACAACUCAAAUUAUAGAUUUUCAGGAGAUGUUAGACGUUAAAAUAAUAUCUAGAGCUUUUUAGCAGCCUACAAAUUGCUCUAAUUCAUGUUACCCCACCCUAGAAACAUCCCUGCUCUUGCCUUGCAGCAUUCUGUUUCCAUGGUAACAUUGUUACUUCAUGAUGCUCUGGGUGGGCUGCAAGUCCUAGUGUUGUCCUUGUACAUGGCAUUGCGGGUAUUAAUGUAUAUGGAAUACUUAGACUGUCACAGCAGCCAGAAAUAAAAUGCAAAUUAAAUUAAAAUGGGUCCAGAUUUUAAAAAAUAAAUAAAAUUACAAGUAGCUCAGCCCAUGUUUAACCUUUGGCUAGCUCCCCAGUGAUGCAGAUAUCUAGAUUGUAAGCUUGUUUGAGCAAGGACUAGUUCACCUCUUGUCUCUUUUACUAUCCUGAAUGUGAAUUACUUGUCAAAUAUAUCCAUUCUAUUGUAAAGCGCUAUGGAAUGUUAGCGCUAAUAAUAAUAAUCCUUGAAUAAAACCUGCUUCUCUGUGAACAAUACUGGCCAUGUUUUGCAUUCUCAGUCUGUUUGGUAAAGGUUUCAUCUGUUUAUAGUCCGGUUUAUACACCAGAAGCCCAAAUCACACCAUUUACUAGACUGAGAAUUCAGAGUAAAUUUCAAAUUUAAGGCCAGAGUAGCCAAACUUAAAGCAUAGCUGACUUUUCAUUUAAUUUUUUGUGAGAAUUUUUCCAAUUUUGCUAUUUUGACCUUUAAAGUGAACCUGUAACUGAAAAAAAAAAACUUGCUCUAAACCGCUUCCAAAUACAUUAAAAACACCAUACAUCAUAAAAGUAAAUGGUGUAUUCAGUGUGAAAUCGGAAGAUUUACUUACUUUUUUCCAUUCCUGUGCCUCUUCGUGGGUGUUAUUCUUCAUUUAACACCCACCUCCUGGCUGUACUUUUCUCUGUCUGUUCUCCACCUCUGUUCUUGUUAACGUUAAGUUAGCAUGCAGGCUUCAUCUCCAGCGUUGUGGAGUCGCAACGUGGUGACGUUACUGCUUUCCUAUACUCUCUACCCAAGUUUCCAUAGCAACCACAGUGCAUAUGCUGUGGGUGGAGAGCAGAAUGAUCUCCUCUGGGUCUCCUCUGUUCCCUUUGAAUUCACCUUGAAUACUCACUUUAGUGAAUAACCCGGUCUAUUUCCCUAUUUUCUUCCUCUCCUAAUUUGACAUGCACAGGGUUAUUUACUAAAAUAUCAGGAAUUCUCAGGAAGUUUUAUUUAAGGCCAAAGUAGAUAAACUAGAAAAAUAGCUCAACUGGAAAAAUUCUCCAAAGUCUCCUAUUUUGUACUUGAAAUUCAGUUCCCGACAAUUCUACCCUUAGUGAAUAAAACUGAUGGUAAAUUCGACGUGUGUGGAAGAAGCAUUGAAAAGAUCCAGCUCUGUCCAAUGUUGUAGCGGCCUUUGCCAUGAUCCUAGGUAGCUAAAUGUCAUGCUGUCAUCACAAAAUGACUCCUGAAGUCUGUGAGCCAGCAUGGCACAUCCUUCUUUCAGCACUGAGAGUUCUGUACAUCCUUUCUGUCGCUAUAGCAAUGGACCAUGAUGGCAUUCUGUCACUGGGCUCUAAUGGUGUUAAUAUAGCUGUAGUUAUGCAGACCGAUGUAGAUAAUUGACCCAGUAGUGCUUUAUUCAAUACAUUUUGAUUUGUAGAAGUUCGGGCAGACUUGCCUGUUGGGCUCUCAGUCAUGGACUAAGGACAAAACACCAAGAGAAGGCCCAGCAGCUUAUCUAGAGUGCGACAGUGUGUGGGCCCUCUAUACAUCCUGCCCCACCCUCACACAAAGAUAGCUGCCAUCUUUGCAUAGUCGUACAGGCUCUAAAGGCAAUACUUUGCUAAAUUCCUGUUCUUUUGUUUUUGACCGGAAGAUUUCAAAUCCCUAUAUUUUGGCCUAAAACAUUUUGUAGGAUGUAGGCUGGCAAAGCAUCAUGGGAGUUGUAGUGUCGGGAAUCUUUUUUUAUGGGCACCAGAGUAUGUGUUCUUGUAGGUGCUGCUUUUACUUAUUGACCACUAUCCCGGAUCUCUGUGGCUUUCUAAUCAUUAUUUUACAAAAAGUAAUGCCUGUUCUAUUUAUACUCAAGAUAAGGAGGGCAGAUAUCUCAUUUAUUUCACUGCUCAAGCAUAUUAAAGGAACACUAAUUAAAAAUAUAAAUAUAUGGGGUGCUGAAACAGACUCCCUCCUGCAGCCUGAUUGAGAUCUUGAGAACUGUCUAACUGCGUAAAGCAAUUGCAGACAUAUGGUUCAUGUGUGGUAUUCGCUGCAAUCCUCCAAUUCAGUGCUUCUCUACGACACACUAGUGAACACACGCACAGCAGCAGUGGACGUAAAAAUAGAUUUCAUUUGAAUCUAUUUCGGUCCAAAGCUUGUAGUGUGCAUCUGCUCGACAGUCUGCAGAGGCAUGGUUAUUGCAAAAUGUAAACUGUGCCAUUUCCCAAAAACAGCAAUGUUUUCAACAUCAAGCCUGUGGUAGAAGCAUCAGUCUAAACGUCACUUUAUUACAAUUACAUCAUUUAGGUGGUCAGAAUGCCUUUUUGCUGGGUUUCUCAUAGUUACUUUGCCAGAACACUUACUGUGGUGCUUCCACUGACAUUAGUUGAACCAAUGCUUUACAUUAGUGACAUACAUGUAACUUAAAAGCAAAGCUAACAACAGUAUAGAGUCUCUAACUUCAAAGUAUUUAGAAGACAUUUCUAAGCUCCACUUAAGGCUCUUAGAUUGUUGCUUAACUUGUUUUGUGACUCAUAGUUAACUAUUAACCAUAUAAUUAUGAGACUGUGGUAUUUUAUCCUGCUACGUACUGCACUACUGGUUUAAUUUUAAUUUCUGUGAUGGUUCACCUUUUCUAUUGAAAAUCCUGUUGGGUUGGGCAUCCAUCUGGCACUCUUUGAGAUGGGGCCAUCCUAGUGUUGUGGGCAUAGACAGGCUAUGGAAUUCUACUAUGCUGUGCUUGAUCAUGUUUAGUGGAAGGGCUACACAGGGUUUGUAGAAAUAGAUUUCCCACAAAUGAUAAGUAGAGAAUUGGAGUCUGCUGUAGUGGUUAUGGUGACAGGAGUGCACUGUUGCUAUCCAAUAGUAAGCUGUCAAACCAUUUUAGCACUGUUUGACCAAUAACGCCAACUUUUUAUUAAUUUUUCUUCUAAUAACUCCCUAUUGUUCUUUAAAAAAAAAAAAAAAAAAAUUACAAUGUCUUUACUUGUAUCCAGUGCCCGGUGAAGCUUCCGACGCUGCGCACCACACAUGAGUGUUGUCAUGAGUCAUGCAGAGGUCCAAUCAAAGGCUUCUCAUAGAGCAGCCUUUGAGUGGACCAUUUAACGAGCUUGAAGCGCAUGUGCGCGCUUGGAGACAGCAAAGGAAGAGGGAGGUAGGGUGGGAGAAGAAGGGGAAAAAAUAGUGGACGGCAUGAUGAAGCAGGGAGAGGAGCAUUAAAGGAUGGAGGGAAAUGCUUCCCCUGCAGAGGCAGAGAACGUUUGUUGCCAGUGUGCCGUGCGCUUUGACGACAGAAGUAAAUUAUACACAGAAUUUACAUUCUGUAGCCUGGAGCAGAGUUCCAGGCUCCCAAAGUCAUUUGUGGGGGUUGUAACUAGUCCCUAGCACACAAUUGCAAAUAACUCCGGAGGUGCAGCAUUUCAAGCAUAUACUCUGCACAACUAGAUUCCUACCACCGUGACAACUUUUAAAAGCAGAAGUGGUCAUGGAGGUUGGAGGUAAUCCUUACCACUGGUCCAGCAGGAGAAAGCAGUUGUCCCUUUAGAGCAAAGCAUAUCGAAUUCAUGGGCUGAGAGAGCUCAAAUGAUUCUCCUAGAGAAGACUGAAUGCAGCACGGUCACCCAACGGGACCCAGGUAAGUUGUUAAAAUGGUGUGACAUUUUACUCUAGGAUGGCGCCAGAACACUCCAGGCACCAUAAUUACUACAGUGCGGUGUAGUGUUUAUGGUAUUUGGAGUGUUCCUUUUAAUGUUUUCAAAUCUUCACAAAGCCCCACUGGUGAAUCAAAUUGAAAACAAUAUAAAAAUAAUAAAAUAUUCAGUGUACAACACCAUACCGUGCAGUAAUUCUCUACAGAUCUGGGUCUUCCAUGGAAGGUGCUUUGUUUGUUGUAAAAACUGCUCCACAUGUUUUGUCUGUGAGGCCAUAUGAAGAUUGUAUUUGUCUUCCCAUUUACUAUUAUUUUUAGUGAAGUUCAGUUACAUAAGGCUUGUGCUCACCUAAUGGAAAGUAUUUUAUUUGUGUGUAUUAAGAUGCAUUUUAUAUUCCAUUUGGAGAUCUGAGGUACAGAUGUGUCUCUCGGUCUCAUUUCAACCAUGCAUAAUUGAGUUCUGUUGUGGUUUAAGUUUUAUUUAUGGGAAAUGAGGUUUGCAUGUCUGUUCCCUGAUCGCCUCUCAAUAUCUGUGUUUAAUAGCAUAUUUCCUAUGCCAGACAUUAGCUUUAAUGAUGAUGUGACAAAGAACAUGAUUAUAAUUUAUGUUGGAUGUAUAGACAUCAUGGUAUUCUGUUAAAGGUUGAGACAGCUGUAAAUGAUACACACAAAAUAAAGAUGAGACAAAGUCAGAAACUCAAACAUGUUAUGAAAUCUGGACUCACACAUUAAAGGGACACUCCAGACCUUUAGAGCAAUUUAGAAUAGAGGCCCAGCAAAUCAGAACCCUUUCACUGUGAGAACAGACCAAGCAGGUGUCUAGAGCAUAUGUAGCUCAACCCCCAGCAGAAUUUCUACUAAUCAGAAGCUCAAGGCCAGUUUUCACAUUAUGCAGAGUUGGCACCCACCCACAGGCACAUGUCUUGUAGGGGCGCCUGUAUUCAGCACGCACAAUGUACGUGUUGGAUGUUUGGUGGGCUACUGUGGGAAGAUAAGUACCCUGAGCCUUGGCCAGUGCCCUGUGUAGUCCAGUCAGACUCCUAUGCUUAAUAGCAGAGCUGCUAUCAGGGGCAGUUUUAGAGGUGCUCUACCAGCUCCUCCAGUGUCUGUGUGUGAGGCUGGACAGGAAGUGGAAGGGAAUCACUUCCCAUCUGCCCACUAACAGCCUCUCACACAGGGAGUGCCUUACAGGAAGAUCAGGGACACCACAGAGUGAUGCACCCUUCAAACUCCACAUGUCCAAAACAACUCAUUUUUUCCCGACUCUAAAUUUAACCUCUCCCAAAACCUAAACCAACCCUUUCCAAAAUGUAAACACUCAACAAAACAGAAAACCUUUAAAGGACCACUAUAGUUCCAGGAAAACAAACUCGUUUUCCUGGCACUAUAGUGCCCUAAGGGUGCCCCCACCCUCAGGGUCCCACUCCCGCCCCGCUUAAGGGGGAGGAAGAGAGUUAAACACUCACCUUUCUCCAGCAGUGGGCUCCCUCGGUGCUGGGGACUCUCCUCCUCCUUUGGUCGUCAUCGGCUAAAUGCGCAUGUGCGGCAAGAGCCGCGCGCAUUGAGCCAGUCCAUAGGAAAGCUUUCUCAAUGCUUAAAGUUGCAAUGCUUCUGUUUACUCCCAGCAGAUACACCUUAAUUCUACUACCAUUGCCUGGAGGCAUGUGUUGUUAAGAUGGAAUUAUUCACAGUAUAGUUAAUAGACCAGUUAGUGCAACAUUUACAUAUACUCAGCUAUCCGUGGGCUGCUAUUUUACACCAUUUUUUCCUUUGGUUGUAUGAAGUGAAACCCUGUGGGUGCUAAAACGUAGCCACUAUCUAGCAGUUUUCACUUUAUUGCACCUGUUGUAACAUUGCAUAAUUGCAUUCCUGACUCUAUAGUGUUCCUUAAGUAAAUAUGUUUAGCUAGAUCUGAAAAAUACAAUUUAACAUUGAAAUGCAUAUUUAUUUAUUCACUUCUAUCCUGUUACGGAGUUAACUCCAUUUUAUCACCCUGACCAUCAUUGCGUUUUUCUGUCACUGAAUAUGGGAAGUGGGAGAGCAGACACAGAAGCAAUCGGAGCUAAACUAAACUGAGAAUUCAAAGUUAAUAUAAUAUUUUUUGUGCUGGCCGUUUGUAAUUUUUUGCAUUUAACAUAUUUAUAAUGUUGCAGUUUUUUUACAGUAUAAUUGAAAUGAGUGCAUAUUUCAUGUCAUGGUUUCCUCUAACUAUAGAACUACAGAAUAUGCAUUAAUUGCUUUAUGAUUUUUGUCUGUUGUGUUUUGCAGGUCACUUUUCAAAUUCCACAAUGUUUGAUGGGGAUUAUGAUUACCUCAUCAAAUUUCUAGCGUUGGGAGACUCUGGCGUUGGAAAGACUAGUUUCCUCUAUCAGUAUACAGAUGGAAAAUUUAACUCCAAGUUCAUCACGACAGUGGGCAUUGACUUUCGGGAAAAGAGAGUGGUAAGUACCCUUAUCUCACGGUUUGUGUUUCAGAUCUGAUCUGUUAUGGCUGAAACCAUUACGAAGCCAAUCAGCCAAUACACUAGGGUUGAUGAGUAAAAUUUCACAUGGGAAAACAUGAGGCUGUUUUCUACUCUGUUAAUUGUGUUAUAGGUAAAAGCAACAGAAUGAAUGUUAAUUGAUGAAUUUAUUUUUUAAACAGAUAGUGUACUUGCAUAUUAAGUGUCAUUUAAUUAUGUUGGUUGAUGCCUAUUUUUUGCUUUUCUGUGGUGCUAGAUUUCUCUUCUGACAUAGUCCUAUUGCUGAUGUUUCUAGCUCAAUAUACCUGAAAGAAGUUAUAUCUUAGGGGUUACCUCCCAGAUAUUGUGAAUAUAGAAGAAUAUGGCUGGCCUGACUCCUACGUUUUGGUACAGUUCUGUUCUGCUGAGUUUUUUUUCUUUUGUGUUCUAAGGCAGAAGGGGGUUGUUUUAGUACCCUUCUGCACGUAAAACGUUUUUCAAUCUCACUCUGAACAGCACAAAAUGCCUUUCUAGGAAACUAGGCAUUCCCCUUUUUGUGAUUUGCGCAAUUCCCCCUAUUUUUGACCUUGCCAAUGCCUUGUACACUAUGUGCUGCCAUGUCAUGUGUAUGCUACACUACUCCAAAUGGACUUUUACAGGCCAGCAGUGUGGUCAUGUCUUUUUGACUUGUGAAAGCCCAUGAAUGAGUCUACUUGAAAAGUUACACAGAAAAAAGUAUGUGGUUUGUUUAGAACCAAAGUCAGGAAUGAUGCUGCAUGCCUCCCUUCUCCGUCCCCCUUGGAACCUCCAGGAGCUACCGCAUCAACCUGGUACCUCUACUCGCAGCCUGAGUUUCUUCACUGACAUCGCCCAACCAACAACCAGCCACUGGAUGUAGCGCUCCUAACCUCAAACCCAACCACUAGGCAAUUCUUAGUGAAGGAACAAGACAACUGGUUUAUUGAACAGGUGUCAAUGUGUCAAAUAAAAGUUGGACAAACAAGAAAACUAUGCUGCGACAACAUGGGAAACUGCAGUGACCUGGUGGGAACCAGUAAGAGUACCAACCAAGUAUCCACCACAUGUGCCAGGAUUUUGGGGUUAAGGUGGAUUAAAAAAAGCAAAAUGGACUGAGGGGGAUGGGAGCCAGUUUGUGUGUACACUGAUGACAACCUGAAAGAGGGGAGGGGAUUUCUACCCUGCGAAAGGUUAGAAUUCCUGCUACCAUUGAGUGGUGCAAGAUACACUGGAAUGUCAGCAAGCACUUGCAACGUUAUGUGCGACUCCUCGGUAAAGUUCUGGGAAGUUUACAAACUGGGAUUGGAUCCUUGCUGUCGUGUAACCCAUCUUCUCACCAUACAAAACCAUACCUCGUUUGAGUAUAGCAUGUGCCAACGACAUUGCGAUCAAUUGUCUAAUAUUUAUAUAGUCUCAGUGACCUGAAUUAAAGGGUCACUCGGACAAUCAUAGCACAGUCAGCUAUAGUGGUUAUGAUGCUAGAAGUAACCCCAGCACCAUUUCCUGGUAAUGGCACAUGUUUUGCCAUUAUUAGCCCUGUUACCUUGGUCCCACCUGGUGUUGGAUCUCCACUGUAUGCAGGUUUAUGACAUGCAGCUUCUGUAGAGUGGAUUCCCAGAGUAACUUAUCUAUUCUUUUCCAUAUUGGUCUGCUGCUGUCCUAAAGAGCCAUACUCCACUCUUCCCCCAGUUCUGCUACUUUUCCACCUUGUUUGGUGGCUGUCACCAUUGCUGUCCUGUUCUGUAUUUGUACCCCAUCUCCUCUAGACUGCUCAUUUGAGCAGCGCCCUCAUCUACCAAUUGUUCCUGUGUCACUGUGUAAUUGUCUCAUUUAUUGUAAACUUUCCCAAUUUCAUAAUAUUAUAAAGUGCUGCGGAAUUACUGGCGCUAUAUAAAUACCGAUGAUGAUGAUGAUGAUGAUAAUAGAGCUGUAUAAGCAGGAUCCCAGUCCUGCCAAUUAACUAUUCAUUCCAUCACCCAAUAAAUGAGCAUUUGUGCAUAGAAAUCUGCACAGAAUUGACAUUAGACAGCCUGGAACUGUUCUGGGCUGGCUAAUGAUGUCCCAACAUUGCUGCUGAGUGUGAAGUUACACCUCUGGCAGCAGUGGGGUUAAUCUCUGUAUGUGCAGCGUUCCAUAGAGAAAUGCUGCACAUGCAGACUCCAGACACCAUGACCACUAAAAUUAACUGAAAUGGUCAUGGCACAUGAAGUAACACUUUCAUAGAAUCCACUAACCCUAUAGACACUUGCCCUCAUUUGGAAAACGCGUGCAUGGUAACAAGAAGCGCGGGGGGGGGAGAAUUAAAAAAUACAAGAAUUAUGCUCAAUCAGAUGGAAAGAUCUUUGUCUUUAUAUAUAUUUUUUUCUAUACUUGUUCUGCUGUAAUAUUGAAUUGUGAAAAAAGUAUUCCACCCACAGAAAAUCAGUGAGAGAAGGUAUAUUGUGCAAAGUCUCUGUAGGGGUGGAAUUUCAAGUUUUUCUUUAAAAAUGCCUUAUUAUAAAAGCUGUUCUUUUACACAUGAAUGAAUAUACAACAUACUUUAAUGCUUAUUUGUAUUUUUUAUUCCUCUUUGAAGAGAAAAAACAUUGCCUCAUUGUAUUCUUUGACAUUUUCCGAUCAUUUCAUUAUCUACGGGUUGUACAGGUUUAGUAGGUGUACUGAUGCAGAGAGUCCUGUGCUAUGGUUCUGACGAUGCCUAUUAUAGCCUGUGCAGGAUGUAAUGACCUUUUUAAUAGUGUGAAGCUAGGGAAGGCAGAUUUAUGGUGUUAGUUGAGAAUGCACUGCUACUCAUAUCACUGACAGCCAGCAAGUGCCUGGCUUAUCUUAAGAGGCGUUGUUGUCCAACAUCAGCUGUGUGUGAAAGGUGCUUACAUGUAGGCGUAUAGUCUACCGCUGGAUACUUGGGGGACAUUGCAGCUGUCCUCUGAUAAGCAGAGAUUGAUUGGUAUUAGAGUCAUACAUCUGCCAUAUACAUGUCAUCUAUUAUCUGUGGAAAUGGUGCAUCAUUAUCCUUCCACACAAUUCUGUGAGAGUCUGUUUUGUAAGUUAUGGUUACACCUAUGAAUUACAUGUAACUCCAGCAAUGAGGUAUAAGGAACUGUUCCCAGUUUGGUACAUAGCAUAAGGUUUCCUAAUACAUUGAACAUUGUGAUUAACACAGUUUAACUCCUCUUUAAAUCUCUACUAUGAUUUAACUAUUUUACUAUUGAAUAUAUUUGACUCUCUUAGUCCUUUUAUGUGAAUACUCCAAACACCAUAACCACAAUAAAUCUUUUCAGUGGUUAAAAUGCCAGAACUUGUGUCAGCCCCCUCCAAUGUUUUAGAACAGUUUUGACUUUUUGCCUGCUGACAGUGGAGAGCCAGAAGAUCUGCAGUGCAGGGUUUAGCUCAUGGGUUGAGAGCGAUCAGCUGAUGCUCUCAGCCAAUGACCUAGCCCUGCAUGGCUUCUUCUUAGGGGCUACUGAAUUUCCAUCGUUCGCACUGAGUGUGUAGUGGCGCCUGCGUACCCCAGGUAAAAUGUCAAACCGUUCUAAAAUGGUUUGACUCCGUUCAGAAUGUGUGAUGGAAAUUUGGGGGAGGGAGGGGAGGUGCAGGACACUUCAGGCACCAUAACCGCUAAAGAGAGCUGCAAUGUGUAUGGGGCUUGGAGUCUUCCUUUAAGUGCCAUCUAUGCCAUUUAUGUUGCUUUGCAAUGUGCUGGCAUUAUCUCUGACGCUCUGAGCGUUGAAACUACAGUACUUCCCAACAACUGACAACUUAUCGAUAACUGAAAAAGACAUAAUCUCUCCACAGCUGCUUUAUUAGUUAAACAGAAGUUAGUUUAGACUGUGACACAGAGAAUCUCCAUUCAAGCUCUGAUUGAUCCCCAGAGAAUGAAAUAGUCUGAAGUCUGCGCUAUAUUUGGCAACAGUUGUUCAUUAAGUAUUGAAUAAAGGGAAUUAUAUGGUAUCAUUGAUAUUAGAAUGUCUUCAUUACUUUAGACCUAUAACCAUAAAAUGUAUGGCUUAUUAUAGCAGAGAGAUUUAUAUUCUUGUAUGUAGAUUUUCUGUCUUGUCUAAAGUUGUCUUUUCUGCUGAGUUGUCAGUACAUCCCACACAGACAGAACAUAGGGAUGUAAUAAAACAAGAAAUAAAUGCAACCGUGUAACUCGCGUUAAAGAAUAAACCAGCUUAUUUACUAAAGUGAGAAUUAUUGAAAUGCCAAAUUUAAGGCCAAAGUAGCUAAAAUGGAAAUAUUGUCUAAGUCAGCUAUUCUUCCAGUUUAACUAUUUUGGCCUUAAAGGGACAUGGUAGACACCCAGACCACUUAAGCUCAUUAAAGUAGUCUGGGUGCUGUGACCCUUUUGCACGUAGUUCUGCAAUGUUAAACAUUGCUGUUCCAGAGAACUGUAAUGUUUAAAUUGCAGCUCUAAGUCUGCCCCCAGUGGCAGAGGACAGCAACGUUUCGACCUGCCCCCAGUGGCUGUCUACCAGACAGCCACUGGGGGCGCUUCAGAAAUCCCAACGUACUUUUGGUCCAUUAUCUGAUGCUGGACAUCCUCACGGGCUUCCAGCGCCAGAUUUUUCCAUACAGAAAAGCAUUGAGUAAUGCUUUAUUAGGGGGAGGUCUAAUGCGUGCGACCAUUGCCGCGCAUUAGGCCUCGGGGGAGGAGCGUGGGUGGAGCCUGAUGUCCAUCUGCGCCGGAUUCACUUAAGUGGCUGAAGGGGGCUUCUUGGGAGGGGGGUACCUAUUAACCCUAUAGUGCCAGGAAAACGGCUUUGUUUUCCUGGCACUAUAGGAUCCCUUUAAAUUUGAAACUAACUUUUACUAACAAUUUUCAUUUUUUAGUAGAUAACCCUAAAAGUGUUCCAUUAGUGGCCAAUAAACAACUCGCAAAAGAUUUUUAUUUUUUAUUUUUUUUUAUAUAUAACACAAUGUAGUGUUCAACUCACAACGAUCAAAUAUAUGAUGAAAAUAAAAAGACAUAAUAUUACUACAGGUUUCUAUUCUUCCCUUUAGUUAUUUUUAUAAGAGAUCUCAAAUCUGUGAAUAAUGGCAAUUCUAGAAAGUGCUUUUAUAGAGAUACUCCUUGUGGUAUGAUGUGGAUGCUGAGGAUAAACAUUGGUGUAACUUUUAUCUGCGUAAUCUCAGCUCCCCUUUUAUCCUAGUCAAAUAACAAGUGGUGAGCGAGAUGUUCUAUUGAGCUUACGUUACACAUAUCCCUUGUAUAUACCAUUUAGAAUGUCUGUCUGGUUGUAAACCUGUUUAGUUUAUGUAUAACACUGUUUUUCUUUUCACAGGUGUACCGAUCAAAUGGCCCAGAUGGUACUGCGGGCAGAGGCCAGAGGGUUCACCUGCAGCUGUGGGACACUGCAGGGCAGGAACGGUAAGAUCUGUUAAAUAGAUGUGGUUUGAGAAUCUUCUUCCCCCCUCUGUAACUUAAAUGAAGCGGUUUUAUCUCUUUGGGGAGCAAACUGUGUAAUUCGGUACAUAUACUGUUGGACUGCAACUCUUGUUAUGCUUGGCUGAUAUUUUAGUGGUUCAAAAGUGAAUUAGAAGUUGCUCACUCAUACUUUCCCUAUUGUAUUUAGGGGUAUGACUGUUGGUAACUCACGUCUUUCUUGUGCACGGUUUGCCCACAUAUAGUGUGAAAUUCUCUACACUUCUAUUACGUUGUGUCCUGAACAAAAUAAUUUUUUCCCAAGACAGAGGACACUUUUUAAAAUAAAUUUAUUUUUUUUAGUUCAUGAUCAGAGAGUUGUAGAUAAAUUGUAUACGCUUUACUUGCAAAAAGCACAGCAAAUGUAUAGAUUAAAUUAUAUGCAACCUUAAGUUUGCAUACUGAAGGCAUCCUACACAAGAGUGGGGCAACCACAACUGGAUAAAACAGCUGUGUAUGAGCACCAAAUCAGUGGGUUUUAACCAGGGUGCUAUGACAAUAAAUACAAUACUACGAAAGAAAUUCCCCAAGCACUCAAGGUGUUAAAGCCGCAGGCAGUUUUAAUGAAACAAAAAGGACAGCAAUGUUUAAACCUGUCAAGAGGUCUUUUUCAAGCUUGAAAAAUACCUCUUCGCAGGUCGAAACGUUGCUGUCCUUUUUGUUUCAUUAAAACUGCCUGCGGCUUUAACACCUUGAUUGCCUGGGGAAUUUCUGUCAUUGCGGGAUUGCUGGUAAUAAAUACAAUACUAUCUAACAAGCCAUUUAUAACUCUGUUUGACCAGAAGUAUUCAUAUGUCUUUAGUAAGCCUUCAAGGGAAUUUGACUAUAAGCUGCUGAUGAAGAUGAGAAUAUCUUGUGUGCCUUUGAAUUUUUUCUCCCAUUUAAAUUUAAAUGGGAGAAAAAAUUGGUUUUAAAAAGGUCUGUGAACCACUGCCCCAAUGGAGGAAACUUGACUAGCAUUAAAUAUUGAUUACAUUUCAUGUUAAAGUGACACACAGCCAUGCUAGAAAUGACCCUUUAAAGUCCACUGUAUCAACAACCACAUUGAUUCUUCUUAAAUGGAGUCUUUAUCGGGGCAUAAACACAAAUUUUCCUAUAGAUCUUUUUUUCUUAACCCUUUAAAGCUUUUUAAAUUAACUUUAGCUUAGUGCCAGAGGCUAUUCAUUCUGCAUUUUCUCCAUGAUGAUUAUUUUAUCUUUUUAUAUGAUCUUUAAAUCUAACAUUUACUACUUCACUAAUGAAUCUGCAGAAUAUAUCACUAAUUAUUUCUAUGUAAAGAUUUAAUUCCAUGCUAGAGUUUAAAGUUGUUGCAUAUGAGCUACUGCAAACGUGCAAUUAGACGUUCUUACCUCCCUAAAGAUUGGAAAGGCUUGAUAUUGAUAAUGUCAAAGUGUCAAUUCCACAUUUUGCAAGACGGCUGGAGAGGGCACAAGCUCUCUAUUGUCCGUGUUCAAACAAGUAUAACCUAUCCUGAUGUUACUAGCAUUUAAAAAAAUAAAUAGAACAUGAGUUUUAUGAUGUUGGGUCGAUGCUGCUGGUUCCGGCACUGCUGAGACUACAUACGGAGCCCGUGUGUUUGUUCCGUACAUGAAGCGCAUCCAGUCCCAAUACAUAGAUAAGGGUUGACAGUUCCACAUUGAUACAUACAAUGGGAUCUAGGUAUUGUUGCAUUUGAACCAGAAGAUGUUUUUUGAUUUUACAAGCUUUUUAUGGACUAACCAUGCCAUUCUUAUGCCUGCAUGGAGUGAAAUUUUGGGAGUAGGAGAGAGGAGGCUGGAAGAGAGCAAAGAUGGGGAUAAGAUGAGGAAAAAUCGGGUAGGGGAGACUGCUGCCGACAGGGUAGGGAUAACAUCCGAAACUACCACGAUCAUAUGUUGCCCCCAUUGUCCUAUUCUCAUAGAACCCGCAUUUUCUAAAACACUGUUGAUUGAGUGAUUUCUAAUGUGUGCGUUCAGUUUUCCAUUAAGCAAUUGUCCCUCAUUUUUAGUUUUAGUCUCUCGAGAUCGGGGGUGUCUCAUCUUUUAAUAGGGGGUCGGUCUUUGUAGAACACUGGAGGCAAGAGCCGUCACCUCGACCCAGUACAACUCUACUGUUUGGCACCCACAUGUGGUGGUAAGCGCCCCUAUUGCCUCAGUAUCUCCCACAUUUGUCUGUCCUUGUUUUCCCCAUGCAGUGUAGUAUUCCAACGAAAUAAAGUUUUGAAUCACUGUUACUGUAAUGUUACACAAAUCAAGGUUUUGGCAUUAGCUUCCAAGAUCUCUUCCAAUUCCCCUCCCUCCCGAGUCUGUCCCAGAUCUUGUUCCCAUAACUCAGUGUAUUUUAGGUUUACCCAUUCGUUUUAGUGAGUGCACAGGUGUGUGUAGAUCUGUGAUGUUAAUCCUUUCUGAGGUGCCUUGUAAGUACAUAACCUUUCAAAUAACGUUAUGAGGGUCCUGGCUGCCUCUUUUGUAUCGCCAAUGUUGGCUCUUAGUUGUAGAUAUCUAAAAUAAUCUCUAGGAAAUAACCUGGUUUUGUUUUGGUGUUUGAAUGGGAUAAAAGUGUUUUCCUGAAAUAGGUGGCUGAUCCAUUGUAGUCCAGCAUAUUCAAUGCUAUUACAGUCCUGCAUAUUCAAUGUAGUCUCUGGGUCUCAUACCCAAGAGAAAUGCCCUAUGCCGUAGGUAUGGAGUCAUAGAUGAUGGGGUCAAGGUCAGUGAGAAUCUAUUUGUGGUAGCAUCCCAUAGUCGUGGGGAAUUUUAAGAUUGCUGGGCAAGAAGUGCAUAAUAUUGGUCCUAGUCCUCUGGCUAUUCUGAGUCUAUACUGUAUGAUGCACACUACUGUGUCGUUUGUUCUGCCAGAUGAAAUUAUUUAUAGCCAUCUGUAGGCCUUUUUUGGUAAUGGGGAUCGGCAGUGACUGAACGUUCGUCUGGGGAGAAUAUUCAUUUUCACUACAUGAAUAUGUCCUAUACACAAGUUAGUAUUCUCAUCACAAGCUAUAGGAAAAGAAAAAGGGGUAGAUAUGGGGAAGAUCAACUAAGCAGUGCUCUAAACUGGACAAGUUCUACCAUAAAAUACCCAAUUAAAAUAAAGUCACAAAAAAUAAAUGAACAGGAUACAUCUGAACACCAAACCAGGAGUUAAAACUCAGGAUGAAUAGGAGUAUAUAAAAAUCAAUAAUAAAGAAAUUCCAAAAUAAAUAAGUGUGUCUCUAUAUGAAAUGUCCAAACUUGUGUUCAAAUAAACUCAAUAGUGCAUCAGUUCUCACUGUCCAAACAUGUAGCAAAAAAGUCAGUAUAUUGUAAGAUAUCACCUUGGAAUCAUAUCUCAGACACUAAGUGCCUAAAAUAGUACUCUGCCAAUAAGUAUAAGUAUAGCAGUGAUUCAUAAAUAUCCAAUUCACUUUCAACCAUAGAAUAAGGUAGUGAACAACAGGAACAUGCAGAUAUUGAGGAUCAUUAGGAUCUGCAUGGGACACUAUAGGCAUCAAAACAACUUUAGCAUAAUGAAGCAGUUUUAGUGUAUAGAUCAUGCCUCUAAAGUCUCACUGCUCAAAUUUCUGCAAUUUAGGAGUUAAAUCACUUUUUUUUUUCCUGCUUAUGCAGCCCUAGCCUCACCGGUCAUGGCUGUCACUGACAAAGCCUGCAUGAAAAAAUUGUUUCAUUUUUAACCAGAUGUUUAUUUGCUUUAGACCAGGCUUCCUCAAACUCCGGCCCUCCAGAUGUUGCUGAACUACAACUCCCGUGAUUCUCAGGCUAUCUAUUUCAUUCAUAGAAUCAUGGGAUUUGUAGUUCAGCAACAUCUGGAGGGCCGGAGUUUGAGGAAGCCUGCUUUAGCCGUUUUUUUGCGGCUCUGUAAAUUGAACUUUUAUCAUACACAGGUGGCUCCUGCAAGGUCUAGCAAGCUAUUAACCGAGCAGGAGAUAAGAAAUUUUAAAUUAAACAGAAUUUGCAAUAAAGCAAGUAUAAACAUUAGAUCUCUCUUUACAGGAAGUGUUUAGGAAGACUGUGCAAGUCACAUGCAAGUAGUUGUGUCUAAGGCUGCAUAAACAAAGUAAUUUAACUCCUGAAUGGUAAAUAACACCAAAACUGUUUCAUUAAGCCAAGGUUGUUUUGGUACCAAUAGUGCCCCUUUAAGGGUGUGACAAAGGUUGCUAAAACAACUGUUACUAAACGAUUAUAAAAGACAGUCGUGGAUGCAUUGUCAUUUACAUUAUUUCCCGGUAUAAGAAAUCCUAGCUGCUUUACUGUGUUUAUGGUAUGCAUGUUAUGGUAUCAUACAUCACAUACAGUAUAAUAGAUACCCAAAUAUAGCCUGGCUAGCCUGGAAAAUAAGAUAACAUUCACCAGUGAAGGCGUGUCCAGUCCUCUUUGUGUUACACAUGUCGCUUGGAAUAAAUGUAUACCUGGUACAGUGCUCAAAAUGCCAGUUUUUCUUUUAAGGCUCCUCCAACCCACUAUGAAAACCAAAAAUUUACACCAAGGGGUUGGCAGAUAUACUGUUGAUUCCUAUAGGUUAGCUGGUGAAGUAGCUCACUUGGUAAAUUCCCUGACUACAAAGCCUGUAGUCAGGGAUGCAAGGUUCUCAGGUUCAACUCAGCCCUUCAUCCUUCCGAGGUCAAUAAAAUAAGUACCAUCAAUUGGGUAAUAUCAUCUAUUACUAUUCAGCUGCCAAUUUGGUUAAUCCCGAGAGCGCUUUAAGUCCUACUGGGAGAAAGGCACUAUAUAAAUUCACAUCUAUGGUGUCGAAGUUUGGCAGGAAAGAAAAUCAAUUUUGCCUAUAUCCCCUGUCACAUGGAGGUUUAUAUGAGUAGCCAGAGUAUAAUUAGAUGUUGUUGGCAUGCAAUUUUAAUACAUUACAUUUUUAAUUCUUUCUUUCUUUCCUUUUUACAUUUUUUUCUUUAUUCUUUCAGAUUCCGCAGUCUGACAACUGCCUUUUUCAGAGAUGCAAUGGGUUUCCUUCUGCUUUUCGAUUUAACCAAUGAACAAAGUUUCCUUAAUGUUAGAAAUUGGAUAAGUAUGUCUUUUUAAAAAAAAUUUAAAAAUAUUAUUUUAUUUAUUUUGAAAACUAAAACCCCAUUUAGGAGCAAUGUAAUGAAAAUACAUAUAUCUGGCUUUUAAUUCUAUGAUUCCGCUGCUUUACCUUGUCCCUCUCUGUAUGGAUAUGUUAUGUAAUAACUGAACUGUCAUAGUCUAUUUGGAAAGAAUUAUUAUUCAAUUAGUGCUUGUAUUACAAAAUAGCUCUUAUGUUUGCAGACUAAGGCUUGCCAAGAAGCCAGCAAAUUGACUUGGCUUUUAAUCGGCCAUUAAAUGGAAAAGGAAACAAACAAAAAUGUGCUUUUUCGUUUUAAGCUAAAAUUCCUAUUUUUUUUUUAUUUUUUUUAUGUUUUGUUACUAUAGCUGUAGAACACCUGAUAGAAUCUACAUUGUCUAUUAACAGGAAAUGUAAAAACUAGGAUAAUUUGCAAGUCCGAAUUGAAUAAAUGCACAGAUUUAGGAUUAGUUAAAAGCCCCUCUGACAAAUCACAAAUAGGUAAAUUCUGACAAUUUUCUUCAUGUAUGCCCCUUUAGACAUGGGGAGGUCUGUUUAUUUUCUAUACAAAAUCCAGCCCAUUCACUCAAUAAAAUUCUUCUUAUACUGUAUUUAAUUUUACACAAUUUCUUUCAAGAGUUAGAACUACCUUAUCAAUUGGCUACUGUAUCAACACUUUCUCUUUAUCUUGUUUGUUAAAGGAAGCUCAACUUGUUUUGUGGCUUUUUGUGAAUGCUAAGGGGGAACACCCUUCUCUUCUGCAAACAUCUUGCUGUCUAGCAGAAACUGUAUUGAUUCCCACCCAAGAUCAAAUAUUGCACAUUUGUUCUGGAAUGCAGCGAUUCUACAUCGCAAGUUGGGUUAAAGUUUAGGACGUUAGUUUAUUAAAACAGCUAACUAAGCGAACUGGCCACUAUUCUGUAAACCCUAAAGGAAUAACCCUUAACCUUUUUUAUUGUCAAGAACUUAAAUAAUGCAGACAACUAUUUUUAUUUGGAAUGCCUAACAUAGUAUGUUUUUACACCUGUUCUCCUCGUCUUACCUUACACAACUUGCUUUUCCACAAUCAUUUCAAUCUAGCUCAAUUUUCCAGUGAACUCCCAUCUGGCGUGUCUUGCGUUUGUUUGGUUCAAUGACAUCCCCGGAUAACUUGCUCUGUACUUUGAACUUGCUGUGUCACCUUUAAUACAUUUAUUUGUUUUUAUCCUAUUGUACAGUGCUCCGGAAUAUGCUGGAGCUAUAUGAAUAUGUACACAAUAUUUGUUUUGCAAUUUUUUUUAUUGUGAUCUGACAUAUCAGGGGUGUGGAAUAUUUAAAAAAACAAAAAUAAAAAAAAUUCUUGUUUAUUAGGACAGGCUCCUUGGCCUGGCACUAAAUUUAAUAUAACUUUCAAAAUUAAAUCUGAAUAGAACAAGUCAAACACAGCCCUGACCAAUCGGCAUCUCCUCAGAGAGGAAUUGAAUCCAUUUGUCUCUAUGAGGAAAGUUCAGUGUCUGCACACAGAGGGUGGAGACACUGAAUGGCAGUGCUGCACACAAUGCAGGACUGUCCCAGGAAGCACCUCUAGUAGCCAUCUAUGGAGAGGCCAGUGGAGUUAUCCCUAGGCUGUAAUGUAAACACUGCAUUUUCUCUGAAAAGACAGUGUUUACAGCAAAAAGCCUGAAGGGAAUGAUUCUACUUACCAGAACAAAUGCAAUAGGCUGUUUUUGUUCUGGUGACUACAGUGUCCCUUUAAGUAAAAAAUAAAUAAAUAAAAAUGGUUGAAUCUGACACACUGCAACGCAUACCCACAAACACACUCUCUAACCCAUACUCAUACACAGACUAACACACUGAGCCAUUUAAACACAAACUAAAUCUGACGAACAUACUGUACAGCCCAAUUCCGUCUGUCUCAUUACCAGCAACUUUUAUCCUACAUUCAGUGUGCAGCUUGGUCCCUUGACUUUUCUGUCCUCCAUGCACAGAGUGUUGGCCACUGGGUUAUGAUGUCAUGCUGCAUCCCUGCGGCCAUGAACACUGUGCAUCGCGAGAAGUGGCUCCUGUCCUUGUACCUACCCAUGACUGGCAGUCUGCUGGCACCCCUAUUUGGUUUUAGGAGAAGCGGACAAUCUUUACACCUCACAAAAUACCCCCUGAUCGCACAGCGCCCGGAACUGCAUGUCCCCAACAUUGGGUUUUUAUAAAGUCCACAUCCUUGCAUAUACUAAACUAAAUCCUGCAAAAUUCUGCUAUUACUCUUAUCAGUGCCAUAGAGGUGCUACUAUAGGUGCAUUUUAAACCUUACAGUGAUGAGUCUAACAUGUCCUACUGUCCCAACUCUCUCAAUGAAAAUUAGAAGCUUCUGAUUGGCCAAGCUUUUUUCUGGAGUGGUUAAAGACUGAUGAUGUAAUGUGUGGGUAUUUACACACUUAACAAUUUAACGUGGCCCUCUCAAAUAAGCCAGCUGUGUUUAAUUUAAAGGGACUCUCCAGUGCCAGGAAAACAAACUGUUUUCCUGGCACUGCAGGUCCACUGUCCCUCCCACCCCAUCCCAUGUUGCUGAAGGGGUUCAAACCCCUUCAGUGACUUACCUGUAUCUAGCGCCGAUGUCCCUCGAGGCUUGGUCAUGCUCCGUCCACGUUCCUCCCCGCCGACGUGAGCCGGCAAGGGAGACCUAUUGAGCAUGCGCGUCCGGCGGGGGAGACCUAAUGCGCGGCAAUGCCGCGCACGCACAUUACACCUCCCGAUAGGAAAGCAUUGAAUAAUGCUUUCAAUGCUUUCCUAUGGGGAUUACGGUGACGCUGGAGGUCCUCACGUAGUGUGAGGACGUCCAGCGUCGUUAUAACACACUUUUCGUGUUCAAUGAACUAGAAAAGGACUUAACCCUCAAGGUAAAUAUUGCAGUUUAUGAAAACUGCAAUAAUUACACUUGCAUGGUUAAGGGUAGUGGGAGUUGUAACCCAGACCACUCCAAUGGGCAGAAGUGGUCUGGGUGCCUGGAGUGUCCCUUUAAUGGCUGUUUACAGAUGUUCCUGAAUGUGUUUACUGUUUUACCAACUGGUCAAUAAACCUCAUAUUAUGGGAAAUUUCAGCAUAAUGUGAAAAAUGUGUUCAUGUGCUGAGAAAGAUUUCACAUCCUCCCCUAAGGCUUUGUUCUGGAGUAUAUAUGCUGUAAGUCCAUGUCAGGACAGGCCCUCCAGGCUUGUUGAGUUCUAAUAUGGUGUGAACUAGAAAGACAGGAAGGGGAAGUUCUAUGGAAUCUUCUAAUAAACAUACCUUGUUCUUCAUACAAGUUUAUUGGUGUAUGUAUACAUAGAAGGCUAUUAUUUGCUUAUUUUUGAAGCAAUGUGGUAGCUAUUAUUAUUUAAUUUAUAAAGUGCCAGCAAAUUCGGUAGCACUGUACAAUGGGUAAUUGUAACCAGACAAAUGGACGUACAGGAAUGGAGGGGUUGAGGGCCCUGCUCAGUGAGCUUACAUGCUAGAGGGAGUGGGGUAUAGUGACUCAAAGGGUAUAAGUAGGGGUAAUGAAAUGGGUUACUAGAAAAGUAUUCACUGAGAACCUAGUAGGCUUUUUUUGACAGUUGCAGGAGAGGAGUCAUGGGGGGGUCGGGGUGAUGAAAACCCGCUAGCAGUUUAAAUGAUAUGCUUUCCUGAAGAAGUGAGUUUUCAAAGAUUUUUUUUGAAGGUGUGGAGACUGGGUGAAAGUGAAACUGAGAAGGGAAGGGAGUUCUACAGAAAAGGUGCAACCCUGGAAAAGUGUUGGAGGCGGGCAUCAGAUGUGGGAGUACAGACAGAGGAUAGACGUUCUUCGGCAGAGAGCAGGGGCCUCGACGGGACAUAUUUGUGUAUUAUGGAGAAUAGGUAGGUUGGAGCAGCAUUAUGUAGGGACUUGUAAGCAAGCACCAGAAUCUUAAAUUGAGCCCUAUAUCUAACUGGAAGCCAAUGUAGGAACUGACCGAGGUGGGAGGUGCGGGCGGACAGGAAAAUGAGCCUUGCCACUGCACUCAUUAUAGAUUGCAACGGUGCAAUCUGGGAACACGUAAGACCACUAAGAAGGGGAUUGCAGUAGUCAAGGCGAGAAAGAACAGUGGCAUGGAUCAGCAUCUUAGCUGUGUCUGGUGUUAAAAAAGGCGGAUGCGUGCUAUGUUUUUGAGAUGGAAGCAGCAGGAUUUGGAGAACGACUGGACAUGAGGGGUGAAGGAGAGGUCAGAGUCAAAACAAACACCUAGGCAGCGAGCCUGCGAGGUAGAGGUGAUGGUGGCGCUGUUGACUUGGAAGGAGGAAGAUGAAGAGCCAGAGAAUGAAACACUGAAAAAGCGCUGGGAGAGAUGGGAGGAACACCAGGAGAUAGCAGUAUCCCGUAGACUGAGAUUACGAAGAAUGAGAAGAAGCUGUUGAUGAUCAACAGUGUCAAAGGCAGCAGAAAGAUCAAGGAGAAUUAGGAUAGCGAGAUUUUGCAGCGAUUAAAUCGUUGGAUACUUUGGUCACAGCUGUUUCAGCAGAAUGACGAGCACGGAAUCCAGACUGAAGCGGGUCAAGCAGAGAGUUGGAUUCAAGGAAGUCUGUCAAUCUCUAAUACAAAACUCUCUCAAGGAUUUUGUAGGCAAAUGGCAGUAGCGAUAUAGGGCGGUAGUUGGAUGGGAGUUUGAGUCAAGGUUGGGCUUUUUCAGAAUAGGUGUUAGGGUUAUGCCGGAGGAAAAGGAGAGAUGGAAUAUUUUAGUGAGAGGGAGACAGUGCGGGUGAGACAUGAGGGAAUAUGAUCGAGGGCAGAAACCUCUUCCGUUGUAGUAGGUGCAAAUGAGAUCUCUUCCUUGAUUGUAGAAAUCUUCUCAGUGAAGUGAGUUGCAAAGUUUGAGGCGGACAAGGUAGAAGGACUAAGGGGAGCAACAGGGUAUUGAAGUAAUUUACUUUUGCAGAGUGUAGGAGCGCAGCAUAAAUUUAUAGUGGAGGAAGUCAGGUGCAGAGUGAGACUUUCUCCAACAGCAUUCAGCAGUUGUUGAACAUUUUUGGAGAUAUCGGGUAAGCUUGGUGUGCCAGGGUUGUAAUUGGGAACGCUUUCCGCAUUUAAAUAUAGGAGGUGCCAUGAUGUCUAGUCGAGAGGAGAAAGUGGAGUUGUUAAACUACUUUUUUUUUUUUUUUUUUUUUAAUUAGAACCAGUUGAAUAGUUCAAAGUACCAUUUUACUCUGCAAUACACUCUAAGCGCUAGAGCUUGUUAUAGUGAUUAUGGUGAAAGGAGUCUGCGCCAUAACCCUGGUUUGCAUGCUUCCAUUUAGGAGUGGUUUGGGGAAAGAAUGAGGUCUCUUGGCACCUACAGCCUGUACCCUUUUCUGUGACUCUGCUGAUGUAGAGAUGCAUUAGUCUAUCCAACUCUGGUUGGUAAUGAUGGACUUAAAGCUCUGGACUAACCUGUCUCCAGAGUUCUAAACCUAUCAUCCCAAAAUUGGAAAAUAUGUUUACUUCUGGCAUUCGCUGAGCUGCAACAGAUGAGUUGGUUGAAGGUGCCAGAAGAAUCCUGUUUUUAUAUCCCAUGAAAUCUGUUUGAUACUACUUGGAGAAAAUAGGUGGAAAUGGAGAGGGACUACAAAGGCAUGAAUGCAGUAAAACCACAAUUUAAGUUGUUUUGGUGCCUAGUGUCCCUCUUACCUUUUGAUCUACUAUUUCAGAUACAAGGGUGGUGUAACUCCUAUGUCCUUGCAAAUAUGUAAAAUAAAAGAAUAAAACUGAUGGUGUCGUAUGUCAAAUACAAUGAUAAAAAGAUAAAAGGAGAUAAUCCACUCAAACUUUUUGGGAGCCUGGGUGUAGCUCCAACCUUUGUGCUUGGGCGGAUUAAUCCCGGCCUAGGGAUAUGCUGUGGUCCAUGGGUCUGCAAAUGGUCUUCCUCUUACAAUAUCCUCAUAGAUAUGUAGGAGAAAAAAAUAAAUAAUAUGGUGUAGUAUGUCAAACAAAAAAAAAGAGUAAAACAGGAUAAAAGAUGUGCACUCACACAUUAUGGAGAGAACAUCGGCUCUCCAGAUAUGGCUUGGAGUGGUAUGAUCCCCACUCUAGGAUAUAAAAGGUGCUUGGGCCUCUCUGUGUGUAAACAAAGAAGAGAAAAAAGAACCAAAAUAGUGUGUAUCUAUAGAAUUAAAAUCUGAGCUGUAGAAUAAAACUGUAGUCACACUCUGUGGAGCAAAUGAGGAUUGCUCAAGCCAAUAGGCGUAGGUGUUUUUUUUUGUCCCCACCAAAGAUCUAAGCAUCCAGAAUUACAUCUCCAGAACAUGAAAAUCCUACGGCAGAGUACUGUACUUUUUAUGGGACCAUGCUGAUCGCCGCUAGAUUUAUGAACGCUUAGAUCCUUGGUGGUGACAAAAAAAACACCUAAGCCUAUUGGAUUGAGCAAUCCUCAUUUGCUUCACAGAAUGUGAGUAUGGUUUUAUUCUACAGCUAAUAUUUUAGUUCAGUUUAGACAAAGAGAAUAAAAACACAAUCGUGUUCUAACUGUAAAACUAAAAUAAAGUCUUAUAGGGUGCCUCAUGAUGCUAUAAAAUGAAAGGCUCAUAGGUAUCGGUCUUAAAAAAUGGCCAGUGGAUAUUAUAAUAAUAAUCGUGCCUCAUGAGAGAGCUGCAGGAUUGAUAGUGAGAUGAGGUAAGAUAUGAGAGAGAAGCAGUACACUAAGGAGGCAAACAAUACCUUGCCUGCUGGAAAAUACAGCAUCCAGUCACCUCAAUCAAGCAGAAUAGCCACCUUAAUCAAGCAGAACGGCUUAACAAAUUUUUCUCAUUGUUUUAUUGUAUUUUUCUUAUCACUCUUCUGAAAAUAACACAAAUCUCAUGGUUCAAAUUGAAUGGGUUGUUACCUAAACCAUUCCUACAUAACACUCCCACGCUACAUGAGAUCUUGUGCAUGGCUCUCUGGUCUAGCCAUAGUUUUUAUUGAUGAAUUUAUAUAGAGCAAUGUUUAGUGGGUAUAAAAACAGGCAUGUUUGAGUCAGUGCAGUGGGGCAUUUUGUGUGCCCAUGACAAUAUUGUAGCGGGAGUAGAAAUUGAUAAACAGUAAGGAUUACACACACUUUCCCCAUGACACCUAACCCAUGUCUAUCCUUUAAUUAUACGAACUCUCCACCCAGCAUGCGACACAUUCUCCGUAAUCAUCCCGAGCACUGCCUCUACUCAAAGUGUCACUGGUUUCAGAGGAGACCUAGUGUCCCGGGUUGGGGACCGAGGUAACAGGGCAAAAUGGUUUGCCAAUGGCAAAUUGCAAAAUGUGCUUUAAAAUACCCAAGCUGUGACAAUAUAGAAGAUUUCUAUUUUUUUUUUUUUUCAGAUCCGCACUUUUUGUCUAAAUGUUGCAAUUUGAUUUUAAGUGGAAUAAAAAUUGUAGCGUAAAGAAUUAGCCCUCCCUGAAUAAUGUACUUUACCCCCCACCCCCAGUUUACACUCAUUGGUGGUCUGUACCAGUGGAGGCAGAUAUUAUAGCAUGCAGACGUUAAAGGCAGGAGUAGAUCAAGGGAACCGAUCCACCUUUGGUAUCAAAGAUAUUUAAUCUGCAUUGAUGAUAAGCUCUUCGACUCCUAAAUAAUAUCCAGUAAUGUUUUUGCAAUUUAAUGUAACAAGUAGCAAAUGGAAAUAUUAUUUAAUUCCAAAAAUGUUGGAAUUUUAAAUAUUAAAAUGUAUAUUGAGGUUUAUAUAAAGGAGACACAAAUGUUGCUUUUAGCAUUUCUGUAGGUUUUGUAGUUUUAGUUUUUUGUUUUCUGUUUUUAGUACUUUAAGUAGGUAAUGGUUGGGAUUAUUCUAAUUACAUCAUAUCCCUACAUUGCUUACUUAGCCUGCACCCAUCCUCCUCUUCGGCUUAAAUUCUUUUUGACAUGGUUUUUCAUUGUGAGGAUUUGCACUCCUCUGUUUCUAAUUGUUAUAUAAAUAAUGAAAGUUUUAUUAGCAAUGGUUUAUUUAUUGCCAUGUUUGGCAGAUAAUAAAAUAUGGCGAGAUGUCAUGCAGUGCUGUGAGCUUGUGAAACAGUCUGGGAAAUGAUCUAACAUAGGCUGAAAUGUCCUGCAUUGGUUUCACCCACGCAAGUGUGUUUCAUGAUGUGAUGGCGGUGCACUAUGUAAAUAAGGCUUCCCCAAACUCCGGCCUUCCAGAUGUUGCUGAACUACAACUCCCAUUAUUCUCAGCCUAUCUAUUUCAUUCAUAGAAUCAUGGGAGUUGUAGUUCAGCAACAUCUGUAGGGCUGGAGUUUGGGGAAGCCUGGUGUAAAGGAAUAAUGCAACAAAAAGAGUUUUCAGAACACCAGUGAAGUGGUCAUGGUGCUUGGAAUAACCCUGUAAGGAUUUUUCUCUGGAGGACCUGGUUUUCCUACUUAUUGUGAUGAGCAACCCCAUUUGUCACACCCGUAGCUUAUGAAUACUCUGAUAGCCUAAGGUGCUCUGACUUAGAUGGUGAUCCCCUCAUACCCAGCCCUUUCUCCCCAUUACCCACUAAUUUCCUCCUUUGCGUUCUUCACUUUAUUCUUCAGUCAUAUUCUUUAUUCUUUCUGGUACGCAUUCCUUGAGGUCACUAUAAAAUGUACCUAAUCAUGACUAAGAUGGGCAAGGUUGAGAUUAUCUGUUAUAAUUAAUACAGUUUACAUGAGCUGGUGUCUUGUUUGCUAUAUUAUGUUCACAACCAUUUCUCUUGAUUUAUUGUGACUAUGUUCUCUUUUUGUCUUCUUGUCCCUUAUAUUUAUUUCUUGAAUCAAAGUAAAGAUUGUCUCAAAAAAAAAAAUACUACCAAGGAUGGAGUUACACAUACAGCAGUUAAGGGGUUCAUCUGGGUAUGUGCAGCAUUUCAAAGCAAAAUGCUGCACAUAUCACAUCACUGAAGUGAUCACUGUAUUUUUUAAUUUAAUUUUUAUAUAUAAAUAUAAUAUAUUUUUUCUUAAAUUGUUGCUAUUCUAUGUUUCCUCUCUCUCUCUAUAUCUAUAUAUCUUUAAUUUUAUUUUUUUUAUCUUAGUAUUUGGUAAAUCUGCUAGAGUAUAAAAUAAAUAACAUAAAAGAAACAAACGUAAACAUACUAUUACUCAUUUUUUUUUUUCUUUCAGGCCAGCUUCAAAUCCAUGCAUACUGUGAGAACCCAGACAUUGUGCUGUGCGGAAAUAAAAGUGAUCUGGAAGAUCAGAGAGUGGUAAAGGAAGAGGAGGCCAAGGAAUUUGCAGAGAAAUAUGGGUGAGCCAUUUCCUCCUGUGUAUUGUUUAACCUGGCACACACCUCCUCUGCACGGCCAGAGUUAUAUAUUAUAUUCAUAUUAUCCCCUGCUCUGUCAAGUCAUAUAGAGGACAAAGCUCUUUCCAAAACUACUCUACAAACCUACAUGCUGCAUGUAGAAUACAUACACAUGGAUAUUCAUUAAACUCAAAAUUUGAUCAAAUUAGCUGUUAUAUGAAUUUUUCCAAAGCUGCUAUUUUAGAAUCAAUUUUCCAUUCAGAUUUUCUUUGGGAUAAUUUUUUUUUAUUUUUUGGAUUUGUGUGUAUUACAUGAAUGUUUUAGAGGUAGAAAAAAAAACGUACAGUCAUCAUAUCCUAUUUCAGCACAGAAUCAAUAACAAUUAACUUAAUAUUUGACAUAGUAAUGCUAGUUAUCAAUCGCAUUGCUUAAUAAUGGUAUACCAUGAAGUUAAGGCCUCAUAAUUGUGCCUCCGUUUUACAGCUGAAAUGUGCGACUAAGCUCCCAGCUAUUCGGGAAGGUGACUGCAGGAAGUAGACAUAAGAGAUAAGGGUGAAGAUAUAGGUGUGACAGAUAUUUAUUUGGAAAUGUAACUACCUGAGAGAGGAGUGGGGUGCAGCUGAUAAUGCAGUGAGGGAACAGAAUUACCCCUCUGGAUCUCUUGGCCAAAGAAUGGUUUGUAAAACAACCCAACAGAAAUUGGUACAUCUUGGACUCCUCCAUUACUCAGUGUAUCCCAUACAGGGUGCAGUUAAAGAAGGCAGUAGCUAGAGGAUCAGGGGUGAGUGGGUAGAAUGAAGAGAGUAGGGAUAAACUAGGAUCCCAGUAGACUUGGCAUGUCCACCUAGGAGUAACGUGCCCCCCUUUGGGAAAUGUUAAACUUAAGGGACAUUGGCAACAGGAAGUAGAAAUGACUCGCCAAUGCAUGCAGAGAAAGCGUCCUUCGGCCGGUCUAAGCAGUGAAGUAUGUGUUAUGUAACUGUGUAUUCGAUUAAUAAUAGUAUAGUAUGGAGAGCAUAAAAAAUACCAUGCGUGAAAGCCUUCCUAUUGUUCCGUAACAGAAGUCGCAGGAUGCAACAGAUUUGUUUCUCCUGUGAGUCUAGUGGUAAACUAGCAGUGGGUGGUACCCUUAUUCAGUUAAUUAUGAUCCAAGGAAAACACUGGAAGAGAUGAGAUGAAGUGGUUUUAGUGCCAUUAGGGGUCCUUUAACUGUACUGCCCCUAAAAUAGUUUUUAAUUUAUUUAAUACCUUAAUUUCAGCUUCAUGAAAUAUACAUUUCUUCCCUCUUCACCUAUUCUAAAAUAAGGUCCAGCGCCAUAGAAUGUGUUAUGGCUUUCUAGAGUAAUUAUAAUUCAUAUUGAGAGUUAGCAGUGCUUAUCCCAGUGAUGCACAGAUAGAGUAUUAAAAUACAGCAUAAUACCAUUUUUCUUUUUUUGUAUAUUGUAGGUACUUUUCAACCAAACGUUUUUGAAUGAGAGAAGUGGAAUGAGAUAGCUAUGUAUUCUAUCUGUGGGUGCUGCUGGUUGAUAUAAUAAACCCUCAAAGCUGGGUUAACAAUUAAUCAGCAGUGACCUUAUUUAAUAUGGGAAGGAGAGCCAGAAAUGUGUGUUUUUAUUUCUCUGCUCUGUGGCACUGAGAGGACCAUUAAAUCUCAGGCUUUAACGAGGUGAAUGUGCCAGUUUCACAUAAAUGAAUAUGAAAGGUUAGUAGACAAGUAAGGCGACAAGUAAGAAAGAAAAACAAACACAUGUAAUUAGUUUAAGCCACAAUAUUCUGGUUAAAUGAAGAUGAAGUGGGUUUAUCCUUUUACAGUACACCUAGAAACAUAGAAUGUGACGGCAGAUAAGAACCAUUCGGCCCAUCUAGUCUGCCCAAUUUUCUAAAUACUUUCAUUAGUCCCUAGUCUUAUCUUAUAGUUAGGAUAGCCUUAUGCCUAUCCCACGCAUGCUUAAACUCCUUUACUGUGUUAACCUCUACCACUUCAGCUGGAAGGCUAAUCCAUGCAUCCACUACCCUCUCAGUAAAGUAAUACUUCCUGAUAUUAUUUUUAAACCUUUGUCCCUCUAAUUUAAGACUAUGUCCUCUUGUUGUGGUAGUUUUUCUUCUUUUAAAUAUAGUCUCCUCCUUUACUGUGUUGAUUCCCUUUAUAUAUUGAAAUGUUUCUAUCAUAUCCCCCCUGUCUCGUCUUUCCUCCAAGCUAUACAUGUUAAGAUCCUUUAACCUUUCCUGGUAAGUUUUAUCCCGCAAUCCAUGAACCAGUUUAGUAGCCCUUCUCUGAACCCUCUCUAAGGUAUCAAUAUCCUUCUGAAGAUACGGUCUCCAGUACUGUGUACAAUACUCCAAGUGGUUUGGAUUUUAUAUUUCACACUCUCCUCAUAAAGGGGAAUUUUCUUGUCUCCAUAGCAAUCUAUCCUGAAACUAAAUGCCUCCAUCUUAGUUCCCUGUGAAUCACUGUUAUAAACUCUCAACAUACUAUGUAAAAUAACAGAGAAGGUUCAGAUAGCAAACCUUACUGUUGUUUUUACUGUUUGACUGAACUGUCAGUUGUAAAAUGUUUAAAAGGGAAUGGAGCAAUACAUGAAUAACUGGUCAACACAAGUUAUGUCUUUCGAUGUUUUAUUCAUUGAUGUGAUUUUUCAGAAAAGUCAUGGGUCUCCUAAAACGUGGAUAUAUUGUAUGGUUAAUCAUUGAAGUUAUCCAAUUUGCAACACUCCUGAACAUCGGAACAUUUUCUGAAUAUUCUACAGGGAGCUACAAGGUUCAGUAACAACUAGAGCCCCCAUUAAAAUCAAUUGAACGCUCCACAGACACUGGCAUCGACUUUCUUUAUGAAACUUGACAGCAAGCACAAAAGAGAAUAGAAUGUUCCAUUAUUAUCACAGUGUGAAGGAAAAGAGGAGGGUUAUACUCCAUGGUAGUUUACUACUGCAACCAGUUAAGCCACAGUCACCAUCUAGCGGUCACUUUAGAAACGUUUCUCUUACAAAGCGUUAAAUCAAUGCUUACAUAUGAGUAUACUGGCAACUGCACAUAGCCUUGGCGGCUGCACUUUGGGACUCUCACUGUCGUUUUGCUGUGGCUUAUUUGCUAGGGUUGGCUCAAGGAACAGAAAGAUGCAGGUGUCUGUACUUUAUAUCAAAAUAAAAAUUUUUGUCCAGUCACAUCUUUACCCGCGACUCUGCUGCAGAGAAACUGGCGUUUUAGCAUUAUUGCUUUCAAAAUAUAUUUAACUUCAAGUUUCCCAGCGAUGCAUCAUUUAAUGAUUUCUUGUAUAAUGCCAUCUUGUGGCAGAUUGAAGGUAUGACAUUUUUGUUUCUUAGAAGAGCACAGACCACCACAAUAUACCAUGAGCUAUAGCUGUCAUGAAAGAGGGACUGUUGUGUUCUAAUGCAUGCAUCAGUUACAUUAUGCUAGUAGAUGUCACUGGUUUAAUGAACUGGUUUUAUUAUAUGAGGACAAUUGCUCCUUUAUCAUGGCAUCUAUAGGCAUUCUCCUAACUAUGAUGUAGAAAUAGGAGACCAAGAGGAAACGUUGUUGCCAGUUUUAAUGCUAGAUGGUAUUUUUCUUGCUCAGCACAUACAGUGCAUAAGUAACUUGUCAACAAUGUCAAAGUGCCCCAUACUUGUGGACAAUAUGAGUGAUUUCAGCUGCAUAUCGCUAAUGUCCGUAAUAAAUAAAUGCACACAAGAUCUUACAACUAGUUGUGAUUGUUAAAUUCUCCACUGCCUGUAAAAAUUUAUAUUUUUUUUAUGUAUUUACUUAUUUUUUGGAUGAAGUGUGCACUUGGUCUUCAGUAGACCUUUCCAAUGAAAUAAAAUUCUCAACAUUUUUAACAAAUAUGUUGGUUUUUAAUAAAUAUUUUAUUAAUCCUAACUAAUGGGUCUCCUUUCAUAUGAAGAAAAUUAACAUUUAAAUACCUGGCUUUUUGGUACUUUCAAGAUUAAGGUUGAAUUAUGAGGAAAUAAGCCUCUGUGUGUACCAUUUAACACAGUUCUUUCCUCCAUCUAAAUCUAAUUACCCGUCAUAAUGUAUUUUCUUUUUAUUUUGCAGAAUUGCUUAUUUUGAAACAAGUGCCGUUGAUGGAACUAAUGUCAACAAAGCCGUAGAUACUUUGCUGGACCUGAUCAUGAAGCGCAUGGAACGGUGUGUGGACAAGUCUUGGAUUCCCCAAGGGGUGGUUCGGUCCAAUGGCCACAGCUCUACGGAGCAGUUAACUGAGGACAAAGAAAAGGAGAAAUGUGGCUGCUGAGACAUCCCUAUGUUAAUAAAAAUUGAUAAAUAUGCCCCAUUCAAUAACCCCUUACCUUACGUACACUUUUUUUUUUUAGUGUACAGUCAAAGUUUUCUGUAUGAGUUCUGCAAAAUGCGCUCAUGUUUAAAUGUCUGUUUGCACACAGCGUGUACUGUUUUAUGAAAAACUAAAUGGUCAUUAUUUCAGAACUUAGCCUAAGGAGUGAUUGAGCCAGCCUUAUUCCAGCACUCAAAAAGGUUAAUACUACAAUACUGAAAUAUGUGCAAUAUCCGUUUUAUAUGCGUCACAAUUACAAUCCUCCACAUCCUUACUCAUAGGCAUAUCAAUUGUUGGGAAAGAAAAAAAAAAUAGCUCAUUGUGAGAUGUUGGAAUAUAGCAUUUUAUCUCUGGAGGUAGUGUUAGACUGGCCUCUUGUAAUAUAGGAAAUAUUAAUCCCCUGUUCCAAUAUUCUUAUAUGAACCAGAACCAGCCCAUUUUUUUAUGUAUGUGUGCACAUAUAUACUAAUGCAUAAAUUUUAUGUAAAAUUUCUUAUGUUUCAACAGGAAUUUAGGGCAGAAUAAAUACCAGCACAAUUUCAUCAGGGCUGGGGCUAAGCGAUGAAAUUGUAUGUGCCAAGUGUGCUUUUUGGGACUCUUUUUGGAUAGAGGCAGUUCCAUUUUGGUCCUGGUGAGACAUGCUUCACAGAUCUCAAUGUUGCGUGAUGCCUAAUUCUAAAUCUUGGGUUGGAAAAUGUUAAGUGGAUAAAGAUUUCAGUUGCUAUUUCUGCUUCUUCCUUUUGGUGUUAAAAUUGGUGUUUCUGGUUUUCUUUCUUUUCAUUUUUUGAUUAUUUUUUUCCUGCCAUCUGUAACUUUGAAAUAACGUAAAUUUGUGACACAUUUGUUGAUACAUAAAUACAAAAAAAAAAAAAAUGCCAAAACAAGUUCCUUAAUAAAAUGUGGUGGGUUUGUCUUUUUAUCCUUUCAAUAUCAGUGGCCAUUACAUUAUGGGUCACUCACCACUCAUCUAGCACAUGAGAGGUAAAAUUAAUUAAACAACAUAUUGCAUGAGUUCAAUAAAUUCUGAUUUUUUUUUUUUCCUCUCUAUAACACUGUAGUUCGUAGUAUUACAAACGUAAGCCUUGAUUUAAUAUUUUUGGACACGCUUUUUUUAAAUGAUAGAAUAUUUUUGGACAGACUUUUAAAAUUUCUCAAAAUAUUAAAAUAUGCAUAAAGUAUAUCCUACAUAAAAAAUAUUACAAUAGUUUUCAUAGUAUUGAACCAUUUGAAAAGAUAAUCCAAAAAUUUUACACUGCGGCCUAACACUUAAUAAAAAAAUAUACAUUUAUAUAUAAUGCAAUAACCUACACAGAUGUAUAGAAAUGGCAUUACUGUAUCAAGUGGUUUUGCAGAGAAAGUCUCCUUUACUAAAAUCACUAGGCUGUGUUUAUAGAAUUCCUAUGCCAACACUAUAUAACGUACCAUCAUGGCAUUUCCUAAAUACGCCCGUGUUCACACAACAAACCCCAACCACACUUUGCAGGAAAUAUUUAGCAACAUUCUUCCCUAUGAUCACAUACAUAGCAUGUUACUGUCAAUUAAGUGGCCACAGACUUUAUCAUCUCCGUGGCUUUUAAAGCUCUGUUUGUCCAGACUGGGUUAGCAUGAGUGCUAUUUUCUGUGAGGCUACAGUUUGAUUGUGGUCCCCAGGGCAGAUAAUCACACACAGUAGAACUGGCCUUAAGAGGCUGUAGGACUACAUGCUAUAAACUCUGUCUUUUAGGCAGGAAAUAGCAACAGGAUGUAUGGUAUCAGAGGUUUUACACUACUUUAUCAUGUUCCAGAACUGAUGUGACAGAUAUUACUGUAUGGUUCAGAGUAAAAUAUCUCUUCUCUAUAUUGGUUAAAACAUGAGAUCACUUAUCUAAGAAACUCGUAGUGCGUAUUGAUGAUGAUGGCGUUUGUGUCCUUAUUUGGUGGAGAAGAAAUACCAAAGACUAAAACAGCUUAAUUUGGAUGUUAGUGUGGUAUUCCAAAUGUAUCACAUUUCAUAUGUCAUCUUCAUGAUUGUAGGUCUGUCCCCUAUUCUUCAGUCAUAUUAAUGUAUUUUAUAGCUUGCUAUAGACUUGUGUAAUGGGUAAAUAAGAAAAUGUAAUCCAAAAUCCAAGGUGCCAACAAAAAACAUAACUUCAUGGCUUGCAGCUACUAUGGACUGUUACACCACCAAUCUCGGCCAGCAUCUUUCUUUUCUGCAGUUGCCAGACCUUAACUUUCAUCGCAAAAACUGAAAUGUGUGUAAGAGUUAUAGAAUCAGUCAUAUUUUAUUUAUUUUUUUUAAAUAAAAACAAUGAAUUUUUGAUAAGGUGGUAAAGCAGGGAUGGCCAUCCAAGAUCAUCUUUCCAAUUUUUGGCCAUUGACGGCCGUUGCUGAGAUGUUAAUUUCAGCAGUCUGUCUGCUGUAAUACAUCUAAUAGGUGAAAUAGACAAGUGCCUUUAUAGGCCAGCUGUCCAAAGAGUAAUCUUGUGUUUCUUUCACUGUGUAAGAAGUAUUUAAAAAGAUUUCACUGUGUCUGUAAAGGUUAGUUAGAUUUUGCACAGGACCAACUUUUUAAUUGGGACAGCCUAACACUUUAACUAUAAGAAAAAGGUUGUUCUUUCUUGGUUUUGUUUUUUUUUAUGGCUUGAAAUUAAGGUAAACAAAUAAAUAAAUGCCAUAUUUUUCAUGUUUGACUUUGUAUAAAACCAAAUCUUUAACAAGAUGUAUUACUACUAAUUGAAUAAUUAAAAAUAUAAUAUAUUCUGA
Molecule: messenger RNA, 76907 nt
Organism: Pelobates cultripes (western spadefoot toad)
Lineage: Eukaryota; Metazoa; Chordata; Amphibia; Anura; Pelobatidae
Source: the annotation of a GenBank genome assembly